Molecule: messenger RNA, 89371 nt
Organism: Conger conger (European conger)
Lineage: Eukaryota; Metazoa; Chordata; Actinopteri; Anguilliformes; Congridae
Product: titin-like
Exons: 230
Coding region: 224-88327 (29367 amino acids)
Biological process (GO): protein phosphorylation
Molecular function (GO): protein binding; protein kinase activity; ATP binding
Source: RefSeq, a predicted model, not a curated record
CCAGCCUUGCCUCGGGUGUAGGGAUUGCAAGGGAAAAGCAAAACUACACGGCUAACACUCUGUGUAGUUUUGUUUUUUGUUUUUGUUCUUUUGAGGCUUAACUGUUCUCACAUUUGGAUUUUCUGAAACAAUCUGGAUAAGGAGAUUGUGACUGAAGAUAUAAAACUUCUGGGCUCAGUCCCUUGUUUUUAGGCACUCUUGUGAAUACAAGGUGCCUACCACCAUGUCACAGGCGCCAACGUUUAUACAGCCGCUGCAAAGCGUUGUGGCACUUGAGGGUAGUGCUGCAACGUUUGAGGCUCAAGUUAGUGGCGCCCCAGUUCCUGAGGUGAGCUGGUUUCGUGAUGGCCAGGUUCUUUCUGCUGCCGCUCUGCCCGGUGCACAGAUCUCGUUCAGCGAUGGCCGCGCUGUACUGACGAUCCCUGCCGUGACAGCCGCGCACAGUGGAAGAUUUUCCGUACGAGCCACCAAUGGAGCUGGACAAGCCACUAGCACUGCCGAACUACUUGUUACAGCUGAAACUGCGGCACCCAACUUUAUUCAGAGACUACAGAGUAUGAUUGUGAGACAAGGAAGCCAAGUGAGACUGGAUGUUCGUGUGACAGGAAUCCCUACACCUGCGGUGAAGUUCUACAGGGAGGGAGCUGAAAUUCAGAGCUCCACUGACUUUCAGAUUGUUCAAGAAGGUGACCUCUACAGUUUGCUGAUUGCUGAAGCCUUCCCUGAAGAUUCUGGAACGUACUCCGUUAAUGCCACAAACAGCAGUGGACGUGCUACAUCUACAGCUGAAUUGCUUGUUCAAGGUGAAGAAGUAGCAGUACCUGCUAAAAAGACAAAGACUGCACAGAUUUCUCAAGCUCACCAGACCAGAGUUGAAAAGAGAGUGGAAACUCGUUUUCAGACUACCACUUCAGAAAAAAUGGAAAUGCAUAUGGAAGGAGGUGCAGUUAUGCAACAGCUGCCUCACAAACCACCCCCACGUGUUCCCCUAAAACCAACGUCCAAGUCCCCACCAUCUUUAAUUUCCAAAGUUACAGCCACACGCCAUCAGUCGCCUUCUCCUGUGAGGCAUGUGAAGGGCCCAACUCCAACUCCUGUCAGGUCUGUAUCUCCCUUGACAAUGAGAUUGUCAGUGUCUCCUAUCAGACCUGUCAAGUCCCCAGUCAUGACCCGUAAGCAGGUCACCCUGGGCCAAGAUGUUCUCCCACCAUGGAAGCAGGAGGACUAUACAGAAGCCAGUUUCACCCGUAUGACCACUGGUGCCACCCAAGUCCAGACUGCUGCGACUCACAUACACAUGGAACAGUGUUAUGAAGGCACUUUUGGGAUGCAUCAAAAAGCAACUGGAGGUUUAGGAGUUUCCAUUAAAGAGGUUGUAGAGACUGCUACAAUUCCUUCAGCUGCAGAAGUUGCUGUGGUGCCACCCACCCUCAUUGCUGGCUUGAAGAAUGUGACUGUCAUUGAGGGAGAAUCUGUGACGCUGGAGUGCCAGAUAUCUGGUCACCCUGCUCCAGGCAUCAUGUGGUUCAGGGAGGACUACAGAAUCGAAAGCUCCAUUGACUUCCAGAUUACCUAUGAAAAUGGAUAUGCCCGUCUGGUAAUCCGUGAGGCUUUUGCUGAGGACAGUGGACGUUUCACCUGCACAGCCACCAGCGAGGCUGGGACCAUCAGCACCUCCUGCUACCUGCUUGUCCAAGUGUCAGAGGAAAUUGAGGGCAGGGAGGACAUUACAACUGCCUCUGAAUAUAUUGAGACUGCUGAGGAGAAACACAUUGCCAUUGAAUCCAAAGGUGAAAUCAUAUCAGAAGUAAGCAGCAUCACAGAAACUGUGGAAUCUGGAGCAGAUGUGGCUCCCUUUUUCUUGAAGAAGCCCACUGUGCAGAAGCUUGUUGAAGGUGGUGGCAUCGUCUUCGAGUGCCAAAUUGGAGGCAGUCCCAAACCCCAUAUAUACUGGAAGAAGGCAGGAAUGCCACUUACCUCUGGAUAUAGGUACAAAGUGAUCUACAAAAAGGAAACUGGGGAGUGCAGACUGGAGAUCUCCAUGACCUUUGCUGAUGAUGCUGGAGAGUACACAAUCAUUGCCAGGAAUAAGCUGGGGGAGGUCUCUGCCUCUAGUCACCUGCUAGCGGAAGACGAAUAUGAAGCCUACAUGAAGAAAUAUGAGAUGACCAUUAAGACUGUGACCACAGUGGUAGAGGAGCCAAAAGUGGCAGAUAUUCCUCCUGUGGUGGUGAGCGAAUAUGGGAAAGAGCAGAUUCGCACCACUCAGCUGAUAAAAAGGACCUUUGUCUCAGAGCAGGAAUUCCAAAUCUCUGCUUUUGAGGAGAGGAUAAUCCAUGAGAUUGAAUUCCGCCUUCUUAAAAUAACAUAUCAUGAACUGGUGACUGAAGAUGGGGAAGAGAUGAUCGUGACUGAACGGGAGGCUGUGGAGCCAUUUUUUGACACUCCUGUUAAGAGCUACAGGAUCUUUGAAGGCAUGGGAGUCACCUUCCACUGCAAAGUAGCAGGAACCCCACUGCCCAAGAUUGCAUGGUACAAAGAUGGCAGGCGGAUCAUGCACGGUGGUCGAUACCAAAUGGAGGUUCUCCAGGAUGGAAGGGCCAGUUUGCGUCUCCCAGUGGUGCUGCCAGAGGAUGAAGGUGUCUACACUGCCUUGGCUUGUAACAUGAAGGCAAGUUCUGUCAGCUCAGGGAAACUCUACGUGGAGCCAACUGCACCAGUCGGAGCUCAAACCUACAUACCACAACCUGAAGCAGUCCAGAGAAUCCGUUCCACAUCGCCACGCUCCCUGAGCCGCUCUCCUGGACGUUCUCCUGGUCGCUCUCCUGGUCGCUCUCCGUCACGCAGACUGGACGAUACAGAUGAAGCCCAGCUGGAGAGACUGUAUAAGCCUGUAUUCGUCUUGAAACCAACUUCCUUCAAGUGUGCUGAGGGGCAAACUGCCAGAUUUGACCUGAAAGUGGUUGGCAGACCCAUGCCUGAAACCUUCUGGUUCCACAAUGGACAGCAAGUGGUCAAUGACUACACUCACAAAAUAGUUGUAAAGGAAGAUGGAGUUCAGUCAAUGAUUGUGGUCCCAGCCAUGCCCGCUGACUCUGGGGAGUGGACUGUUGUGGCUCAGAACAGAGCUGGAAAGACUUCCAUUUCCAUGACUCUCACAGUAGAUGCAAAGGAAAACUUGGUGAAACCCCAGUUUAUUGAGAAACUGAAGAACAUUAAUGUCAAGGAAGGAACUCUGGUUGAAUUGGCUGUAAAAGCAAUUGGAAAUCCCCUUCCUGACAUUGUCUGGCUGAAAAACAGUGAUAUUAUAUCACCACAUAAAUACCCAAAUAUCAAGAUUGAAGGCAACAAAGGGGAAGCAAAUUUCAAGAUUGCCUCUAGUACAGGCUCUGAUAGUGCCUGGUACACAGCCACAGCCAUCAACAAGGCUGGACGAGACACGACUCGCUGCAGGGUCAACAUAGAAAUGGAGUCUGCUGAACCUGAGCCUGAGAGAAGGCUUGUCAUCCCCAAGGGAACCUACAAAGCCAAGGAAAUUGCAGCUCCAGAAUUGGAGCCCUUGCAUCUCCGUUAUGGCCAGGAGCAGUGGGAGGAAGGGGACUUGUAUGACAAAGAGAAGCAGCAAAAGCCACACUUCAAGAAGAAGCUGACAUCAGUCAGGCUGAAGCAUUUUGGUCCUGUGCAUUUUGAAUGCAGGCUGACUCCUAUUGGUGACCCUACCAUGGUGGUGGAGUGGCUGCAUGAUGGAAAACCCCUUGCAGCAGCUAACAGGCUGCGAAUGAUUAAUGAGUUUGGCUACUGCAGUCUUGACUAUGAAGUAGCUUACAAUAGGGAUAGUGGUGUAAUCACCUGCCGAGCCACAAAUAAGUAUGGAUUUGAUCAGACCUCUGCUACCCUGAUUGUGAAGGACGAGAAGAGCCUUGUGGAAGAGACUCAACUACCGGAAGGUAGGAAGGGAAUGCAAAGGAUUGAAGAGAUGGAACGCAUUGCCCAUGAAGGAGCUCUGGCAGGAGUCACAACUGAUGAGACAACUGAGAAGACUAGGCCUGAGAUUGUUCUUCUCCCAGAGCCAGCAAGGGUAUUAGAAGGACAGACUGCCAGGUUCCGCUGCAGAGUGACUGGAUACCCUGCGCCCAAGGUGAACUGGUACCUCAAUGGACAACUCAUCAGGAAGAGCAAGAGGUUCAGGCUCCGUUAUGAUGGUAUUUACUACCUUGAGAUUACUGAUUCCAAAUCUUAUGAUACAGGAGAUGUGAAAGUUAUGGCAGAGAGCCCUCAAGGUGUGGCUGAACACUCUGUGAAACUGGAGAUCGAGCAGAGGGAGGACUUCAGGUCUAUCCUCCGCCGUGCACCUGAGCCCAAGGCUCCAGAAUCCGGUACUGAGCAUGGAAGGGUUCCCUUUGCAGUUGUCAAGGUUGAGAGACCCCCUGAAGCCAUUCAGCCUAAAGAAGUUGUAAAAUUGAGAAAGACUGAGAGAAUCAUCCAUGAGAAAUCAACAGAGGAGACAGAGGAGCUGAAAAGCAAAUUCAAACGUAGGACAGAGGAAGGCUAUUAUGAAGCCAUCACUGCUGUUGAACUCAAAUCACGUAGGAAGGAUGAAUCCUAUGAGGAUAUGCUGAGGAAAAGGAAAGAGGAACUUCUUCAUUGGACCAAAGAGGUGCCCGAGGAGGAAAAGAAGAAAGAAGAGGAGUUAGGCAAACUGACAAUUCCCAUAAUCAAACCAGAAAGAAUAGAACUUUCUCCUAGCAUGGAAGCUCCGAAGAUUAUGGAACGCAUACAGAGUCAAACAGUUUCCAAAAAUGAAGAGGUCCGCUUCAGAGUUAGAGUGGUUGGAAAACCUGAUCCAGAGUGCCAGUGGUUCAAGAAUGGAGUCUUGCUUGAGAAGUCAGAACGUAUUUACUGGUAUUGGCCUGAAGAUCAUGUUUGUGAAUUGGUUAUUAGAAAUGUUUCAGUUGAGGACUCUGCUAGCAUUAUGGUCAAAGCCGUGAACAUUGCUGGAGAGACUUCAAGCCAUGCAUUCUUGCUUGUACAAGCAAAGCAAGUUAUUACGUUUACAGAAGAACUGCAAGAUGUCAAUGCCAAAGAAAAGGAUACUAUGGUGACCUUUGAGUGUGAGACUAAUGAACCAUUUGUCAAAGUGAAAUGGCUCAAGAACAAUUCAGAAAUAUUUUCUGGGGACAAAUAUCGAAUGCAUUCAGACAGAAAGGUGCAUUUCCUGUCUGUGUUGAUCAUUGACAUGGGAGACACUGCAGAGUACAGCUGUGCUGUUAUUGAGGAUGACCAUAUCAGAACCACUGCCAGGCUAAUUGUUGAAGGAGCCCCGCUGGAUAUUGUAAAGUAUCUGGAGAAUAUAGAAGUACCUGAGACCUACUCUGGGGAAUUUGAAUGUGUUGUUUCCCGUGAAGAUGUUGAGGGUACCUGGUACUUCAAAGACAAGGAAAUCACUCCCAGCAGCAAAUAUGUCAUGUCUUCCCGACGUGGACGCCACACUCUCGCUGUCAAAGAUGUCAAGAAGGAGGACCAGGGAAAAUACACUUUUGUCAUUGGUGAACUGAAGACAAGUGGAUCAUUACAUAUGAAAUUACGACCAGUGACAUUGAUGCAAGGACUCACAGACCUGACCAUCUGUGAAGGGGACAUUGCCCAGCUGGAAGUCAGAUUCUCCCAGGAGAAUGUUGAGGGCUCCUGGAUGAAGAAUGGGCAAGCUAUCUCAGCCACUGACCGCAUCCAUGUUGUGAUUGAUAAGAAUACCCACAAGCUUCUUAUUGAAGAUGCCAACAGAGAUGAUGCUGGAACGUAUUCAUUUGUUGUUCCGAUUCAGAAUAUCUCUACGUCUGGCAAAUUAACUGUUCAGACCAUUGGUAUCCUGACCCCAUUAAAGGAUGUGUCUUCAGUUGAGGGUACUAAAGCUGUGCUGGAGGCUAAAAUCUCUGCUGCUGAUAUUAGCUCAGUAAAAUGGUAUCUCAAUGACAAGUUGGUGGUACCCAGUGAAAGAGUCCAGGUGAUCAUUAAAGGAUCCAAACAACGUCUGGUCUUCAGCAGGACCUUUGCCUCAGACCAGGGGCAGUACAGACUGGUUGUUGGCAGAGUUGAUUCCAGCUGCAAACUGACUGUUGAAAAAAUUCACAUUGUGAAGAAUAUGGAAGACCAGGUUUGCACUGAAACCCAGAACGUCACCUUUACGGUUGAGUUGUCCCACCCUGGUAUUGAUGUUCUCUGGGCCUUUAAGAAUCAGCAUCUGAAAACUGGUCCCAAGCACAAGAUUGAGGCAAAAGGCAAACGCUACACCCUGACUGUCAUUGAUACCAUGAAGGAUGAGGAGGGACAAUACACAUUUGCUGCUGGUGAACAGACAUCCAGUGCUAAACUUACUGUAUCAGGUGGUGCCAUUAACAGACCUCUCCAGGAUGUGACUGUAGCAGAGUCUCAGACUGCAGAGUUUGAGUGUGAAGUGGCCAAUCCAAAAACUGAGGGGAAAUGGCUGAAGGAUAGCCGCCCUGUGGAUUUUGGUGACAACAUAAGGAGUGAGAAAGAUGGAGCCGUAAGGCGCCUGGUAAUUGUUAUCACCAGACCUCAAGAUGUUGGUGAAUACACAUACCAGGUGGCCAACUCCAAGACUACUGCCAACCUGAAAGUUGAAGCGGUGAAGGUGCGGAAGACCCUGAGGAACCAGACAGUCACUGAGACCCAGGAAGCAGAGUUCAGUCUCGAGCUGACCCACAAGAAUGUGAAAGGGUUCCAGUGGACCAAGAAUGGUAUUGAAAUCCUGACCAGUGACAAGUAUGAAAUAAUAGUAGAUGGCAUGGUCCACACCCUGAAGAUCAAGAACUGUAACACACAGGAUGAGUCUGUCUAUGGAUUCAAACUUGGGAAACUGUCUGCUAAUGCCCGACUUAAUGUUGAGACAAUUAAGAUUGUGAAGAAACCCAAGGAUGUGACCUCCCUUUUGGAUUCCACUGCAUCUUUUGAGCUGAGCUUGUCCCAUGACAACAUCCCAGUGAAAUGGAUGUUCAAUAAUGUUGAGUUGAAGCCCAGUGAGAACUGCAAGAUACUGUCUGAAAGGAAGGCUCACAAGCUAAUCAUCCAGAAUGUGGACACCCACCAUGCUGGAGAAUACACAGCUGUUCUUGGACAUUUACAGUGCAGCGCAUCACUAUAUGUCGAAGCCCUGCGAGUCACAAAAACAAUGAAGAGCAUUGAAGUCCCAGAGACCCAGGUUUCCACCUUUGAAUGUGAGGUCUCUCACUUCAAUGUCCCAUCCACCUGGCUAAAGAAUGGAGUGGAGAUCGAAAUGAGUGAGAAGUUCAGGAUCGUGGUACAGGGCAAGCUCCACCAGCUCAAGAUAAUGAAUUCCAGCAGAGAUGACUCUGCUGAAUACACCUUUGUAUGUGGAAAUGACAGAGUUUCUGCCACGCUGACAGUCAAUACCAUUUUGAUCACAUCAAUGCUCAAGGACCUCAAGGCUCAAGAGAAAGACACAAUUACCUUUGAGGUGAAUGUAAACUAUGAAGGAAUAACCUACAAGUGGCUGAAGAAUGGUGUGGAGAUCCGGUCAUCAGAAAAAUGCCAGAUUCGCUCCAAACAGCUCACUCACUCACUGACCAUCAGGAACGUACACUUUGGGGAUGGUGGGGAGUACUCCUUUGUGGCUGGGUCUGCAAAAACAUCUGCUAACCUUUAUAUAGAAGCACGUGUUAUUGAAUUCAGAAAGCACAUCAAAGACAUAAAAGUAACUGAGAAGAAAAGGGCAGUUUUUGAAUGUGAAGUCUCUGAGCCAAACAUUCAUGUGAUGUGGAUGAAAGAUGGACAAGAGCUGGAGAUGUCUGAUAGAUACAAGACUACAACUGAGAAAUAUGUGCAUCGCCUAAUGAUCCAAACUGUUCGCAUGUCUGAUGCUGGAGAGUACUCUGUGGUUGCUGGUUCAAGCAUUUCCAAGGCUCAUCUCACUGUAGAGGGCCGGGACGUCAGGAUUACUGAACUCAGGGAGAAGGAAAUAAGUGUUCUUGAGAAGCAGAGAGUUACAUUUGAAUUUGAAGUCAAUGAAGACGACGUUGAAGCUCGUUGGCUGAGAAAUGGAGUCGAGAUUCAAUUAUCAGAUGAGAAAAGGUUCAGCUAUGCAGCUAUCAGAAAGGUCCAUCGCUUGACCAUCGCAGAGACUUACCGCAGUGAUGCUGGGAAGUACACAUUCAUUGCUGGCAGGAACAGGAGUGAAGUUACUCUGCACGUCCAAAUUCCGGAACCUCCCAAGAUCAUCAAGCAAAUCCAGCCCCUAUCGGUGGAGGCUGGCAAGCCUGCCCGUUUCUCUGUGGAAGUAAAAGGCAUCCCUGCACCACAAGUUUUCUGGUACAAGGACUCCCAGGCCCUGUCCCCAGGAUUCAAAUGUAAAUUCCUACAUCAUGGGGAUGUACACACACUGAUGCUCAUCGAAGUCUUCCCAGAGGAUGCAGCUAUCUACAACUUUGAAGCCAAGAAUGACUAUGGCAUGGCUACGAGCUCUGCUUCUCUGACUGUGGAAGUUCCAGAGGUUAUUUCCCCUGAGACUGGAGCUGCAAUAUCUCCCCCUGUGAUCGUUUCUCCAAUGUAUAACACCUCUGCUAUGGAGGGAGAAUCUGCUCGAUUCCAGUGCCGCAUAUCUGGAGAAGACUUGAACAUCAUCUGGUACCGUCAAGACAAGGAGAUCAAGCAGUCUGACAUUUUCAGGAUGUCCCACUUUGAUGAUAACCACCUUCUGGAAAUUAUCAGAGUUUACCCAGGGGAUAAAGGGGAGUAUACUUGUGUUGCCAAAAACUCAGCUGGAAUGGUCUCUUGCUCAGCUGUUCUGACACUUGAAGGUGAAGAUCAAACAGUGAGAACUGUAGCUAGGCAAAGUGUUUCAAGCACUGGAGAAUCCACAAAAGAAAGCGCCAUAUCUCAGUCUUCCAGUGAAACCUCAAUGACCUCACUAUUUACCCAAAAAGGGGAAGCAUAUUCAAAACAGUUUCAGUCAGUGGAGGAGCAUUCCCACAGUGUUCAGUUUGAGGCUGUGUCUGAGAUGUCCACGAUGAAGAUUUCUACAUCAUCAUCAGUACAAAGAGCAGUUGUCCACCAGUCUGUGGACCAAUCUGAUAUGAGCGCUGCCAGGAGCCCUGCUGUACUUCUGAAACUGAAUGAUCUCAGAGUGAGAAUUGGAGAAGUGGCCCAGUUCAUCUGUUCCUUUGAUGGGCAACCCUUUACUGAGAUCUUGUGGGAGCAUGAUGAAAAGAAGGUCACAAACACAGAGAGGAUGGAAUGCUUACAAAAUGGAGGAUUGUUGUGCCUCACUAUUCACAAUGCCCAGCUCAGGGACCAGGGGUGUUAUUGCUGCACUGUCAAAAAUAAUCAUGGCGAGAACAGAACAUCUGCACAGCUUGUGGUGGAAGCCGAAGAAGCAAAUGCCAAAGCAGAAACCCCAGUCCCCUGCGAUUCAGUCAGUAAUGGUUCUCAAACAGACAAAGAGCGCAGUAAAAAGCCCGCUGACAAAGACAAGCAGGAGACCCCUCAGAAACAUGGACCUUCAUCGCCCACUGCCCACAGCAUACAGGGGCAGAUGAGCCUAAACUAUUUUGCUGGUGCUGUGCCCAACGAAAAAGCAGAAAUCUGCAGUGCCCCCAUCCCAGAGUUUCUUCAGAAGCUGCCCUCAGAACCUCAUGCAAAAUAUGGAGAUGGCUUGUCUCUCUUUUGUGUUAUGAAAGGAAUACCCUCUCCAUUUGUCAUUUGGUUAUACAAUCAAUUGAUUGUUGAAGAGUCAGUAUCGUUCUCAUUGAAACACGAUGGGCCCCUGUGCGGUUUAAGUCUAAAGAACAUUGGUCCUAGGCAAGGCGAUACUUACACAUGCAAAUUAGUCAAUUCCGAUGGAGACGCUGCCUGCAGCACUCACCUCAGGGUGACCAAAGCGACAAAAAUGGAGAGGGAUACUUCAGCCAGAAUCGAGGAUCAAGUCAAAGCACCACCUGUUUUUAAGCACAAAAUCCAGCCCCUGGAGAUUAAUCUUGGGAGUCGUGCCAAGUUUGAGUGUGAGAUUGAAGAUGCACCCAACGUGAAGUUCAAGUGGUACAAGUCUGGCACUGAGAUCAGAGAGAGCGAUAGGUGCCGGAUCAUAAGUCGAUACAACACCUCCUUGAUGGAGUUUCUGAACCCAGCCAAAGCUGACAGUGGUCAAUAUACCUGCAAAGCUACAAAUCAACAUGGCAGUGACAGUUGCACAGCUUCCCUGACAGUGACUGAGGUUUUCCCACCUGUCUUUGUUACGAAGCCUGAUCCAAUGACUUUAUAUGUGGGCAAACAAGCAAGACUUCAGUGUGUAGUUUCCGGCUCCUCCCCAAUGAAUAUUGUAUGGCAGAAAGGCAAUGUUUCAAUUUCUGCAGAAGCAAACUACAAAAUGACCUCUGAAAGGAACAGACACACUCUUGAAAUUGUGAAACUUAGUCUAAAUGAUCAGGGCGAGUAUCACUGCAGAGCAUCAAACAGUGUUGGAACUGACAUGUGUAGCACAGAACUGAGGGUGAUUGAUAAGCCCAAUUUUGUCAAAACCUUUGAAACGGUAUCAGUAGCUGUGGGAAACCCACUACGACUAGAAUGUCAAGUGGAUGAAGACACUGGUGUAACUAUUACCUGGACCAGAGAUGGCAAGAAAAUUCAUAACACAAUGGAUCACAAACUUUCUUUUGAAGACAAACUUGCCAUUCUUGAAAUUACACAUUCAAAUCUUAAAGACACUGGGAAAUAUGUUUGCACUGCUACAAAUGAUGCUGGAAGCAGUAGCUGUUCUUCAAUGGUAUCUGUACAAGAGCCCCCAACUUUUGUUAAGAGACUGGAACCAAAGAUCCUCUGGAAACAUGGUGUGACAGCACGUCUACAGUGUACAGUUAAAGGCUCACCUGAGCUUCACAUCACCUGGUUUAUGAAUGACCAUGAACUGAUGACUGGAGAGAAGCAUAAACUCACCUUCAAAGAUGGCCAAGCAGUUUUGGAGAUAAAUGGUGCUUCUGUGGCUGACAGUGGAAAUUACACUUGUGAAGUGUUAAAUGAAGCUGGGUGUGAAAGCUGCAGUGCUCUAUUAACAAUAAAAGAACCCCCUUCCUUCAGAAGGGAAUUGAAAAUGGUUGAAGUAGUAAGAGGAACGACUGCCAAACUUGAAUGUGAAGUUUCUGGGACACCUCCAUUUGAUGUCCACUGGUUUAAAAAUAAGAAAGCUGUUUCCACUGAUAGAAAGUUUACGAUCACUGUCCAAGAUGCCAUUGCCUGUUUGGAGAUCAGUUCAUUUGAAAGUACUGAUGUUGGGGACUACCAGUGUUCUGUAUCAAAUGAUGUAGGCAAAGUCUCCUGCACAUCAUUAGCUAAAUUGAAAGAGCCUCCAUUUUUCUCAAAGAAGAUUGAAAACAUUUCAGCAGUUUUGGGAAGUACAGUUAGGCUGCAGGGCACUCUUAAAGGAUCAGCCCCAAUCAACGUCACAUGGAUGAAGGAUUCUGAAAUGCUGAGGGAUGAUGAUCCAAAUGUGUCACUGGAAUUUGAGAAUAAUAUUGCUGUUCUAACAAUAACAACUGUCAACAUCAUCCAUAGUGGUAAAUACACUUGUCAGGCUGAAAAUGAAGCUGGGAAACAGAAAUGUGAAGCUACUUUAUCAGUUCAAGAACCAGCUAGAAUAAUAGAAAAGACAGCAUCCAUCAGCGUGACUGCAGGGGAUCCAGUAUCCUUAGAGUGCACAGUCGCAGGAAGCCCGGAGCUUAAAGUGAAAUGGUUCCAAGAUGGAAAGGAGAUAACAGACACCCGGAAAUAUAAAAUUACCUUUAAGAAUAAUGUGGCCAUCUUGAAAAUUCUUGCAGCAGAAAAGAGAGACUGUGAAUAUAUGGUGGAAGUGGCCAAUCGUGUUGGAAAAGACCAGUGUUCUUGUUCUGUCACUGUGCUAGAUCGAAUCGUAGCACCAUCAUUCACAAAACCUCUUAAAAAAGUUGAUGGAAAUGUUGGUUCCAACAUCAGUAUGGAGUGCAGAGUCACUGGGUCUCAGCCUGUGACUGUUUCUUGGUACAAAGAUGAUACAGAAGUCACCGCUGGUUCAAAAUAUAAAAUGGAAUUCACGGAAAGCACAGCAUCUUUGGGAAUUACUCAUUUAGAAAAGUCUGAUGCUGGAACAUAUACCUGUCGUGCAAAAAAUGCGGCAGGAAGUGGAGAGACCAGUGGAACUCUGUCUGUAAAAGAGCCUCCAACGUUCACAGUAAAGCCAGACUCUCAAAAUGUCAUACCGGGAUCAAAAGUGACUUUAAAGUGUGCUUUCACUGGAACAGCCCCAUUUACCAUUAAGUGGUUCAAAGGGGACAAGGAAAUAUCCACUGGAGGAACAUGUUUUAUCAAAAAAGAUGCAUCCUCAAGUUUGUUGGAACUUAAUUCAGUAAAGCCGAAAGAUUCAGAUAAUUACUCUUGCCAAGUUGCCAAUGAUGCUGGGAAGGUGACUUGCACCGCUGUCUUGUUUGUAAAAGAACCUCCGACAUUUGUGAAGAAGCUUGAGUCUUCAAAACUUUCACAGAAGGGAAGUCCUGUGUUUUUGGAAUGCAAUGUAGCCGGCAGCCCGACAAUCAAAAUUAAGUGGUUCAAGAAUGAGACUGAAAUUAAGUCUGGCGAUAAGUACAAAAUGGACUUCAUAGACUCUGUAGCUAAUCUGGAGAUUCCAGCCAGUGAUCUUGAUGAUAGUGGGGAAUACAUUUGUGAGGCGUCAAGUGAAGCUGGUAUUGACCGGUGCAAAAGUGUGGUUUCAAUCAAAGAACCACCAAUCUUUACGAAAGUUCUUGAAUCCAAGGAAGUUGUCAAAGGAUCUGAUUUUGUGUUGGAGGGGAAUAUUUCAGGCUCACCUCAAUUUGAAAUUUCAUGGUUUAUGGAUUCUAAGCCAAUCAGAAAUGACAGAAAACACCAGAUGAGUUUUCAGAAUGAUACAGUUUACCUCAAGAUUCUGAAAUGUGAAGCAGGAGAUAUUGGAAAAUACCAAUGCAUAGUAGAAAAUGAAGUGGGGAAAUGUUCCUGUGAUUGUGAAGUGACAUUGAAAGAACCUCCAACAUUUGUGCAGAAGAUGGAGAAUGCAAGUUGUCUCGUUGGCAAUGAAAUUACAAUGCUUUGCAUGCUAAAAGGAUCACUCCCAAUGACCUUUUCAUGGAUAAAAGAUGAUUAUGAGGUUAAAGACGAUGAAAAUAUAAGAAUGUCCUUUGAGGACAGAACUGCAAGACUGCAUAUAACAAACAUUCAGAUAAAACAUAGUGGAAAGUAUACUUGUCAGGCGAAGAAUGAAGCUGGAAGUCAGAAAUGCUCUGCUUCAUUGGAAGUUAAAGAACCUGCAAACAUUACUGAAAGAGCAAAGUCAAUCAGUGUUACUGCUGGGGAUCCUGCCACACUGGAAUGCAGGUUCUCAGGAACCAAAGUCUUGAAAGCAAAGUGGCUGAAAGAUGGAAAGGAGCUGAUAUCAGGCCCAAAAUAUAAAGUGCAAAGCACCAACAAGAGCUCCACCUUAAAGAUUCUUGCUACUGCAAAGAGCGACAGUGGAGAAUACUCUUUUGAGGUCUCCAACGAUGUUGGUCGCAGCACAUGUGAAGCUGUUAUUACUGUUCUAGACCAAAUAAUAAAACCAACUUUCACAAGAAAAUUGAAACAGAUGGACAGCAUCAAAGGAUCAUUUGCCCACCUUGAGUGUCUUAUUUCUGGCUCCCUGCCCAUAAGUGUCCGCUGGUACAAAGACAACAAGGAGAUCGUGGCAGACGAAAAGCACAAAUGCUCAUUUUUUGAAAACACAGCAUUUUUGGAAAUCCUCAAUCUUUCUAGUUCGGACAGUGGCAGCUAUACCUGUAUUGCUGAAAACAAAGCAGGAAGUGAUCAGUGCUCUGGUCCAUUAAUUGUGAAAGAACCGCCAACGAUAUUAGAAAGACCGGAGUCAAUGGAUGUCUUGCCUGGAUCCAGAGUAAAAUUAAAUAUAUUAAUAAGUGGCACUCCACCCCUGAAUAUCAAGUGGUUUAAAGACAACAAGGAGAUUGUAUCCAGCUCUGACUGCUUAGUUCAGAGGGAUAACAUUUCAAGUUCACUGGAGCUCUUUUUUGCCAAGGCCUCAGACUCUGGAGAUUACUCCUGUGAGAUCAAGAAUGAUGUUGGCUCUGAUGCCUGCAAAGCAACACUAUUUGUGAAAGAACCUCCAAAAUUUAUUCGGAAACCUGAGAAAGUAGCAGUGGUAAAACCAGGACAAAAUAGGAAAUUUGAAUGUCAGGUUGUUGGAACUCCUGAAAUUUACAUCUAUUGGUUCAGAGAUGGAAAUGAAAUCAGUCCCAGUGACAAAUAUAAGAUUUCCUUUGUUAAUGCCAUGGCAAGCUUGGAAAUACUUGGUGCUGAUACAAAAGAUACCGGAGUGUAUUACUGUGAGGCACGCAAUGAUGCUGGUAGUGAGAGCUGCAGCAUGGAUUUGAAAGUGAAAGAGCCCCCAGCCUUUGUAAAAGAAUUGACACCGCUUGAAGUUGUGAAUGGUUCUGAUGCACUGUUUGAAUGCAAAGUUACUGGUACUGCUCCAUUUGAAAUAACUUGGCUGAAGGAUGCAAAGGAGAUCAAGUCAAGUAAAAGACACACUGUUUCAUGGAAUAAUGAUAUUUUAAGUGUGCAAAUAUUGAAAUGUGACGAUUUAGACGUUGGUGAAUACCAAUGCACUGUUGCAAAUGAUGUUGGAAGUUGCUUUUGCAGGACUAUGCUCCGUAUGAAAGAGCCUCCAUCAUUUGUAAAGAAGAUUCAAAAUGUGGCCACUGUAUUUGGAAAAGCGGCUGAAUUCCAAUGCGUUGUGAAAGGGUCACCACCCCUUACUGUUCAAUGGCAGAAAGAUGAAGAAUGGAUCCAAGAGGAUGCCAAAAUUGAAAGGACUUUUGAUGGCAAUGUGGUAUCUUUGAGAAUUGCAGUCUCUGAAGCCUGUCACACUGGUAGAUAUACCUGUCAGGUCAUGAAUGAGGCUGGACAGGAGAGGAGCUUUGCAACUCUGCUGGUGCAAGAGCCACCUCAAAUUAUUGAGAAGUCUGAAACAGUAAAUGUAACUGUUGGUGAUCCAGUCAGUAUGGAGUGCAAGGUGUCAGGCACUCCUGAACUCAAAGUCAAGUGGAAAAGAAAUGGAAAAGAGCUUGUGUCCAGCAGACAGCACAAACUCAGUUUUGUGAAUUCUUUGAGUAGUCUUAAGAUUCAGUCUGCACAACUGAAUGAUGGUGGGGACUAUACUUUUGAGGUUACCAAUGAUAUUGGGGCCUCCAGUUGCAGGAUUACUUUAGUUGUAGUAGAACAAAUUAUUGCUCCAUCUUUCAUCAAACCAUUGGUUGAAAUAUGGGAAGUACUGGGAUCUUUUGUACAACUUAAAAGCAAAGUUUCUGGUUCUCUUCCAAUGUCUGUGGAAUGGAAAAAAGAUGGAAAUGUCAUCACUGGCAGAACAAAGCAUAAGCUUAUGCAGGAAGAGAACUCUGUAUUAUUGGAGAUUGAGCAUUUGGAGAAAAUGGAUGCUGGGACUUACACUUGUAAAUUAUCAAACAAAGCAGGAAGUUGUGAGUGCAGUGCAGCACUGAUGGUGAAAGAACCACCAAGCUUUGUGUCCGAACCAGAAUCCCAGGCUGCUCUUCCUAAAUCAACUGUACAUUUCAAAUGCACUUUGAAAGGAACACCCCCUUUUAUUGUGAAGUGGUUCAAAGAAGAUACGGAAUUGGUAACUGGGCCAUCAUGUAUGACUGGAAUGGAAGGAUCAUCAUGCUUUUUAGAUCUUUAUUCUUGUGGAACUUCUCAAACUGGAAUUUAUUUUUGCCAAGUUAGCAAUGAUGCUGGUACUGCAAGAUGCACUGCCAAUUUAUUGGUGAAAGAACCUCCUGAAUUUGUGCUGAAGCUGCCAACCACAAAGUUUGUGAAGCAGUUUGAGCUGCUACGUUUUGAGUGCAAAGUAACUGGAACACCCCCGCUUCAAAUGUCUUGGUACAAAAAUGACAAUAGGCUCACAGAAGGUGACAACUACAGGAUGUCAUUUGUGGACUCACUGGCAGUCCUUGAUGUUCACUCCACAAGAUUUGAAGACAGUGGUGUCUACACCUGUGAAGCUCAAAAUGAUGCCGGGAGUAUCAGCUGUAGUACCACACUCACAGUCAAAGAACCACCAUCUUUCAUCAAAGCACCUAAAACUGUGGAAGGACUGAGAGGCAAGGAUAUCAGUAUAAAUUGUGAAUUAUCUGGUACCCCACCCUUUGAGAUAACUUGGUACAAAGACAAAAAGCCUCUGAAGGAAAGCAGAAAAUACAAGUUGGUGCAGGAGGGUGGCUCUGCUACUCUUCAUAUUCUCAGUUUGGAUGCCUCUGAUCCUGGUGAAUACCAGUGCAAAGCAUCAAACCAAGUAGGAAGUGAUACAUGUUCUAGCACAGUUAAACUCAGAGAGCCACCCGCCUUUGUGCAGAGACUGUCCAAUUUGACAGCGAUUUCUGGUGAAGAAGUAACUUUGACUGCCACUGUCAAAGGCUCCCAACCAAUUUCUGUUUCUUGGGUGCAAGACAAAGAUCAUAUCCUCAGAGAUGGUGAUAACCGAAAGAUUGCCUUUGAGAACAACCAGGUCACUUUGAGAAUCUUUAAAGCUGAUGCAACAUCCCCUGGCAAAUACACCUGCCAACUUAAAAAUGAUGCUGGAGUGGUGGAGUCCAUUGCUAAUUUAACUGUCCUAGAGCCUGCUUCGAUUGUGGAUAGACCAGAGUCUUUCAGUGUCACUGCAGGUGAUACUGCUGCAUUUGAAUGCACAGUAGCUGGUACACCAGAGCUGACCCCAAAAUGGUUCAAAAAUGGUGUUGCGCUAUCUUCUGGCCGAAAGUACAAUAUCACUUUCUCUAAAAUGAUUUCCAGCCUCAAGGUCCUGUCAGCAGAGAAAGGUGACACUGGAGAGUACACUUUUGAAAUUAUGAAUGAGGUUGGCAAAGACACCUGCAAAAUGAACCUCACUGUACAAGAUAAAAUCAUACCUCCCACGUUUACACGGAAAUUGAAGGAUACUCAAGCAAUUGUGGGUAAACCUGUUGAGAUGGAUUGCAAAGUUUCAGGUUCCGCUCCUUUCACUAUCUCUUGGUAUCAUGAUGGACAAGAGAUCAGAAGUGGACCAAACCAUGAAAUUUCAUUUACUGACAACACCUGCACCUUGAAAGUACCCACUUUAAAGCUUACAGACUCUGGCAUGUACAAAUGCAAAGCUGUGAAUGAAGCUGGAGGCAAUGAGACCAGUGCUUCUUUGAUGGCGAAAGAACCCCCAUCUUUCAUCACACAACCGCAACCUGUGGAAGCUCUACCUGGUACAAAUGUUGUUUUUUCUGCAACGGUGAAGGGAAGUGCACCUCUGAAGCUGAAAUGGUUCAGAGGCAGUACAGAAAUGAUCUCUGGACGGGGCUGUGAAAUUUCUUUACGGGGUAGUACUGCAUCUCUGGAACUGUACAAUAUUGACAAAUCUCAUGCUGGAGAGUAUACCUGCCAGAUCAUUAAUGAUGUUGGAAAGGAAAAUUGCCCUGUCAACCUGUUUGUGAAAGAACCAGCACACUUUGUGAAGAAACUGAGAGACUAUGCUGUUGAAAAAGGAAAAUUAUUGUUGCUUGAAUGCACAUAUUCUGGAAGUCCAGAAAUAAUGGUGAAGUGGCUCAAGGAUGGCCAUGAGCUCUUUUCUUCUUAUAAAUACAAUAUCACAACCACAGAGAAUUCCUGCAUAUUGGAGUGUCUUAACAGUGACAAAGAUGAUUGCGGGAAAUACUCUUGUGAGGUUUCCAAUGCAGCUGGAAGUGAUACCUGUCAUGCUCAAGUGACCAUUUUAGAACCACCAUACUUUAUUGAAAACUUGGAACAAAUGGAAGUUACAGCAGGGGAUGCACUUUGCCUGAAAUGUCAAAUUGAAGGCACUCCAGAAAUAAAAGUGUCUUGGUUUAAGGCAGAUGGCAAACUACGCUCCAGUGGUACAUGCAAAAUGGAGUUCAUGAGAGGCAUAGCCUGUUUAAAAUUAAGCAAAGUUAUCAAAACUGAUGCUGGUGAAUACACAUGUAAAGCUGAGAACAGCGUUGGAUCAGCCUCCACGAGCUGUCGUAUAAUGGUGCAAGAUGCCAAAACAGCACCAUCCUUUACAAAGAAGAUAACAAGUCUCCAGAAAACCAUAGGACAACCUGUUAUAUUUGAGUGCCAUGUUGUAGGGUCCUCACCUGUGGAAGUUUCUUGGCUUAAAGAUGGUGAAUCUUUGAAAUAUAAUGAUGAAUAUUCAAUGUCUUUUGAUGACAACACUGCUGUUCUAAAAAUUGCCGGAGCUGGAACGAGACACUCUGGGGAACAUACUUGUGUAGCUACCAACAGUGUUGGGACGGCUUCUUGUCGAGCCAAGCUCACACUUCAAGAGCCAAAAUAUCCUCCUGUUUUCGAUAAAAAGCUGUUGCCCUUGGAGGUUUCAGUGGGUGAUAGUGUCGAACUUGAAUGCCACAUGACUGGAACUGUGCCGAUAAAAGUUACAUGGUCAAAAGAUCACAAGGAUAUUCGCUCAGCAGGAAAUUAUAAAAUCUCCUGUGUGGAUAAUAACCCACGUCUGACCAUUUUGAAAGCUGAUAAAGCAGACUCUGGCCAUUAUUCUUGCCAUGCAAGUAAUGAAAUUGGGAAGGACUCUUGUACCGCUGAAGUUUCAGUGAAAGAGCGUAAAACACCACCCACCUUCACCAAAAAACCUUCUGAAACCAUUGAAGACUCAGAGGGGAAGUUGGUUAAGCUUGAAGCACGUGUCGCAGGAUCCCAGCCCAUGAGUGUCAGUUGGUUCAAAGAUAACAGUGAAGUCCACAGUUCUGACAAUUAUGAGACAUCCUUCAAGAGUAAUCUGGCAGUGCUGGUCAUCAAGAAGGCCAACCUCUCUGACUGUGGAAGAUACACUUGCAAGGCUUCCAAUGAAGCUGGGGCUACCUCCUGCCAGUCAUCUGUAGUCAUCACAGAGUGCAAAACACCUCCAGUCUUUGAUGAUCCUCUCAAACCAGUGACAGUGAACGAAGGCGCUAAGCUGCACCUCUCCUGCCAUGUUCGUGGAUCUCCACCGCUGAAGGUCCAGUGGAUGAAGGACAGGAAGGAUAUUAAAUCCUCUGCUAAGACCAAGAUUACCUUUAUGGAUGGCACUGCUACUUUGGAAAUCUCCUCUGUUUCAAAAACAGAUGCUGGUGACUAUCUUUGUAAAGCUACCAAUGACGCCGGAAGUGAAUUCUGCAAAUCCAGAGUGACUGUAAAAGAAAAAGGGAAGGGGGCACCAUCAGCCACUGAGGAGGCUUCAGCAAUAGCCAAACCUGCUAAGAAAUUGGACAACCUGUUCUUUAUUGAAGAGCCCAAGACUGUCCACGUGUCAGAGAAGAGCACUGCAACUUUCAUUGCCAAAGUUGGGGGCGAUCCCAUUCCCAAUGUAAAAUGGAUGAAGGGCAAGUGGAGGCAAAUGACUCAUGGUGGCCGAGUCACAAUUGAACAGAAGGGGCAGGAUGCUAAGCUGGAGGUCAGGGAAGUGACCAAAACUGACUCUGGGCAAUACAGAUGUAUUGCAUCCAACAAGCAUGGAGAAAUUGAAUGUAACACUGACUUGAAUGUCAGUGAAAAGAAAGAAGUUGCAGCACUUGAUGGAGACCUUAGAGCAAAACUAAAAAAGACUCCAUCAAAACAGAAGAGCCCACAACAAGAACAAGAAAUUGACAUUGUGGAGUUGCUGAGGAAUGUGGAUCCAAAAGAGUAUGAGAAAUAUGCACGCAUGUACGGGAUUACAGACUUCCGUGGGCUUCUUCAAGCUAUUGAAUUCCUGAAGAAGGAGAAAGCAGACGAAACUGGAAGACCUGAAUUGGAACAUGGAAGAAGAGAAUCUGAUGAGGAUUUAGACAAACUUGUAUCUGACUUGCAAAAGAGGAUGGAACAGACUGAGCCUAUCACUCUGGUUAAAGACAUCACAGAUCAAACUAUUGUCACAAACAAGGAGGCAGUGUUUGAGUGUGAGAUCAAGAUCAACUACCCUGAAAUCAGUUUGUCCUGGUACAAGGGAACACAGAAGCUUGAUACCAAUGACAAGUAUGAUAUCAAAAUUGUUGGUGAUCGUCACCUGCUGAAAAUUAAGCGCUGUCAGCCCAGAGACCAGGGAAAUUACCGUGUUGUCUGCGGCCCGCACAUUUCCAGUGCCAAACUGACAGUCAUUGACACCGAAGCAGAAGAGCAUCUGAAGCCUGCUGACAAACAAAUCAAUUUCACUAAGCGCAUCCAGACCACUGUGGUGAACAAACACCAGUCUGCAACCUUCGGAUGCGAGGUGACAUCUGACAGCGCAUUCAUUACCUGGUACAAAGACACAUGGGAACUUAAAGAUAGCCCAAAGUACAACUUUAGAAGUGAAGGCCACCAACACUUUAUGACCAUCUGCAAUGUUACCUCAGAAGAUGAAGGCAUGUAUUCAGUGGUUGCUCGAUUGGAGUCCAGAGGGGAAGUUAAAAGCUCUGCUAAACUUUGCCUGUCUGACGAAGAUGUCGCUGAUUCAUCUUUGCAAGUGAUUGGUGUGCCAUCUACUAUUACAUCUAGAGAUGAGAUGUCCUUUGAAAGCAUUGUUUAUGAGGGGAAGACAGAAAUGAAAGCUCCCAGGAUGCCUGUUGAUGAAACUGUCCCGAAAACUACUAUAGGAAUGAGAGAGGAAAUGCCAACUGAAGUUCCUGGUGCUUUCAAGAAACCUGAAGAAGAGCUGACUUUCCCAGCUGUGCCUGAAGCAGCAGCACCAACCAAAGUGCCUGAAGAGAGGAUGCCUGUGGACAAAAAGAUACCAGUAACUGGGUGUAAACAAGACCAGCUGUCACCUGAAGAAUAUGAAGAGCCUAAGAAGCAUGUUCCUCAAUCAGCUCCUUUUGCUGUCCCUGCUAAAGAUCAGAUUACUUCUCAAGAAGAUGUUCCAGAAUCUAUAGCUCACGUGGCUCCUGAGCCUAAACCAAGCAUAACACCUAAACUUAAAGAGCCAUCUACCAGAGUUGAACCUGCAAAACAGCCUGUACCACCAAAGAAAGCUGAAGCACUUCUAUCCGAAGUUCCUGAGGAGGAAAGGAAACCAAUGCCACCAAAACAAGUUCCCACUAUAAAAACAAAGCCAGUGCCUGCCGACAUGAAGAAGGCUACUACAGAUAAACCUGAAUUUAUAGCUGAAGUGGCUCCUGAGCCCAAACCCCACAUUAUACCUGGGCCUAAAGAAGUACCUGCUAAGGCUGUACCUGAACCAGUACCUGCACCACUAAAGAAAGCUGAAGCACUCCCAUCUGAAGUUACUGAGGUGGUAAAGAAACAAGAGCCACCAAAACCAGAGCCUGCUAAAAAGACGAUACCUACUUUUCCACAGAAAGUUUCUGAGAAGAUAGAGCCACCACAUCCAGAGCCUGCUAAAAAAACAGAACCAAUACCUGCUUUUCCAAAGGAGACUUCUCCACAGAAAGUUCCUGAGAUGAAACAGAAGAAAGUACCUGUUGAGAAGGCUCCAGAGGUUGUGCCUGAAAGGGAUAUGGAGAUAGCACUUGCCAAAGUGCCCACAGCAGAGAAGAAAACCUUGCCAGAGACACCACAGCCUAUCCCUGAACCUCUUGAAGAGACUGUAUCAUCUCCAGAAGAUGAAGACAAAGGCCCAGUUACAGCACCUGGACCUGGAGCUAAGAAAGAUGGGAAGCCAAAAGAAGAACCAGGCAAAGGCAGAGCCAUUAAACUAAGGCAAACCCCAUCCCCUGGUGAUGGUGACAAGAGGAAAGGUAUGAGGCCUGGUGGAGGAGGAGGAGACAAGCCCCCAGGGGAUUCACCAUUUGGAUUCCAGCUCAAGGCUGUGCCACUGAAGUUUGUGAAAGAGAUAAAAGACAUUGUGUUACUGGAAGCUGAGUCAAUUGGCUCCUCGGCUGUUUUUGAGUGUCAGAUCUCGCCCUCUACUGCUAUCACCUCAUGGAUGAAGGAUGGAAGCAACUUGAGGGAGGGCCCAAAACACAAAUUUACUUCAGAUGGCAAGGAUCGUAAACUGGCAAUUAUUGAUGUCCAGCUCUCUGACACUGGCGAAUACACGUGUGUUGCCAAGCUUGGCAAUAAAGAAAAGACAUCCACAGCCAAACUUAUUGUUGAAGAACUACCUGUUAGAUUCACAAAAAACCUGGAAGAGGAGAUUACAGUAUUCAAGGGACAGCCUAUGUACUUGUCCUGUGAGUUGAGCAAAGACAAAGAUGUUGUCUGGAAGAAAGAUGGUAAGCCUCUCAAGGCAGUCGCAGGCAAGCUGGCUAUCAACAUCAUUGGACUUCAGCGUGCUGUUACAAUCCAGGAUGCUGGGGAUGAAGAUGCUGGUGUUUACACAUGUGUGUGUGAAAACAUCAAGACUGAAGGAGGUGUCAAAGUCAUUGAAAUCAUUAGAGAUUGGUUGGUGAGACCCUUAAGGGACCAGCAUGUGAAACCCAAGGCCACUGCCGUCUUCAAGUGUGAACUGUGUAAGGACACUCCAAACUGGAAAUGGUUUAAAGGAGACAAGGAGAUUCCUAAAGACCCCACCAAUAAGACUGAAGUAAAGAAGGAUGGGAAAGAUCUCAUUCUGACCAUUAAAAAUUGUGCUCCGGAUGAUGUUGAGGAAUAUUGCUUGGAGAUUGAAGGCCAGAGAUACCCAGCAAAGCUAACUCUUGGAGAACGUGAAGCAGAGAUCUUGAAGCCCCUCACCAGCGUGGAGGUCUACGAGAAACAGAGUGCCAACUUUGAUACAGAAAUUUCUGAAGAGGAUAUUCCUGGAGAAUGGAAACUUAAAGGACAGAUUUUGACUAGAUCACCAACCUGUGAUAUCAAAGCAGAGGGCAAUAAGCGUUUCCUUACUCUGAAAAAUCUCCAAGUUGACCAGUCUGGUGAAGUCUCUUACCAAGCUCUUAAUGCAGUGACAACUGCACUUCUCACUGUCAAAGAAACUGAAAUGGACUUCACUGUCCCAUUAAAGGAUGUGACAGUGCUUGAAAAGAAGCAGGCUAAGUUUGAGUGCACUAUCACAAGAGACGUACCCAAAGUUAUUUGGACAAAGGGAUCAGAAAUUAUUACAUCUGGCAAGAAGUAUGAGAUCAUUGAUGAUGGGAAGAAACAUAUGUUGAUCAUCAAUAAUUGUGACUUUGAUGAUGAAGGACAUUAUGCUAUUGAAGUCUUGAGCAAAAAGUCAAUAGCCAAACUUACAGUGAAAGAGGGAGAUGCGUACUUCACAGUUAAGUUACAAGACUAUACUGCAACUGAGAAAGAUGAUGUCAUCCUGGACUGUGAGUUGAGCAGGGAAGUGCCAGUGAAGUGGUACCAUAAUGACAAUGAAAUCAAGGCUUCUAAGAUGGUCACCAUGAAGGCUGAAGGCAAACGUAGAAUACUGUCUAUUAAGAGAGUGGCAGACAAAGAUAAGGGAAAUUAUGUUUGUGACUGUGGAACAGACAAGACCAUGUCAAAUAUUAAUAUUGAAGCUCGUGAUAUCAAGGUGAUCCGCCCCAUGUAUGGUGUGGAGGUCUUUGAUGGAGAGACGGCUCGGUUUGAGGUGGAAAUCUCUGAGCCUGAUGUCCAUGGCCAAUGGAAACUGAAAGGAGAUGUCUUGACUCCUUCCUUUGAUAUUGAAAUUGUUGAAGAUGGUCCCAAGCAUGUCUUGACUUUAUACAACUGCAAGAUCCCCCAGUCAGGAGAAGUGGUAUUCCAGGCUGCCAAUGCCAAGUGUGCAGUCAAUCUAAAAGUGAAAGAGCUCCCACUCACCUUCAUGACCCCUCUGUCCGAUGUGAAAGUAUAUGAAAAGGAUGAGGCGAGAUUUGAGUGUGAAGUGUCUCGAGAAGCCAAGUCCUUCCGCUGGCUUAAAGGAACUCAGGAGGUGAAAGCUGAUGAGAAGUUUGAAAUCAUCCAUGAGGGAAAGAGGCAUAUCUUGGUGGUGAAAUCUGCUGCAUAUGAAGAUGAAGCAAAGUAUAUGUUUGAGGCUGAAGAUAAGAGAACCACUGGCAAACUGAUUAUUCAAGGAAUUCGCCUUGAGUUUGUCAAGCCCAUCAGAGAUGUUACAGUCAAAGAGCGUGAGACUGCAGAGUUCAGUGUUGAACUGUCUCAUGAGAAGGUUCCAGUCACUUGGUACAAAAAUGAUGUGCGUCUGCACCCGAGCAAAGUAGUGCACUUAUCGGAGGAUGGCAAGAUCCACACCCUGGCCUUCAAAGAGGUGUCCAUUGAUGACACUUCACUGAUUAAGGCAGAGGCAAUGGGAAAAAGCACUGAAGCUAUGCUUACUGUCCUUGAGGGAGAGCCAUAUUUUGUCACCAAAUUGCAGGAUUACACUGCUGUUGAGAAGGAUGAAGUGAUGCUAGUGUGUGAGCUAAGCAAGCCUGCAGCAGAAGUGAAAUGGUUCAAAGAUGGCAAGGAGAUCACGCCCUCUAAGAACGUCUUGAUGAAAGCAGAUGGCAAGAAGCGUAUUCUGAUUGUGAAGAAGGCAGAAAAGGGCAACAUUGGGGAAUACACUUGUGACUGUGGCUCUGACAAGACCACUGCUAAACUUAACAUUGAGGAGCGUGAUAUCAAGAUAAUCCGCCCUCUGUACAGUGUGGAGGUGACAGAAACAGAAACUGCUCGCUUUGAGACUGAGAUCUCAGAGGAAGAUGUCCACGGCCACUGGAAACUCAAAGGAGAGACCCUUCACCAGUCUCCUGACUGUGAAAAGAAGGAAGAAGGAACCAAGCACUUUCUCAUCCUGUACAAUGUGCGAAUGGCCCAGGCUGGUCCUGUAGAUUUCCAGGCUGCUAAUGCUAAAUCCACUGCUCAGCUUAGAGUUAAAGCACGGAUGAUUGGCCUGCUGCAGCCCCUCAGGGAUGUUACAGUUACCGCUGGGGAGACCGCCACCUUUGAAUGCGAACUCUCAUAUGAAGGGAUUAAAGUGGAAUGGUUCCUUGGGGGCACAAAGCUGGAGCCAAGUGACAGAGUUGUCACUCGUGCAGAAGGCAGAGCUCACAUGCUGACUCUGAGGGAUGUGAAAAUGUCAGAAGCAGGAGAAGUCAAACUGACCGCCAAAGACUUCAUCACUCAGGCUAAGCUCUUCGUAAAUGAGCCACCAGUUGAGUUCACUAAACCUCUGGAGGAUCAGACUGUUGAGGAGGAGGCCACUGCCAUUCUGGAGUGUGAAGUCUCCAGAGAAAAUGCUGAAGUUACAUGGUUUAGAGAUGGACAGGAAGUCCGUAAAACUAAGAAGUACGACAUUGUUGCUGAUGGCCGAAAGAGAAGACUCAUUAUCCAUGACUGUACACUUGAUGAUUCAAGGAUGUAUACCUGUGAUGCCAAAAAUUUCAAAACUUCUGCUCUCCUCACUGUUGAGCCUCCACAUAUUGAGUUCACAAAGCCACUCCAUGAUGUUGAGGUUAAAGAGAAAGAAUCAGCCAAAUUUGAAUGUGAAGUUUCCCGUGAAAAUGCAAAGGUCCAUUGGUUCAAAGAUGGCACUGAAAUCAGAAAGAGCAAGAAGUAUGAAAUUAUCGCUAAGGGUGUCCAACGUAUACUGAUAAUCCACAAGUCAGUCUUUGAUGAUGAAGCAGAAUAUGAAUGUGAUGCAAGGACCUCCAAAUCCUCUGGCAUGCUUACUGUCAUUGAGGAAGACGCUAUAUUUACAAAGAACCUGUCCAAUGUUGAGGGUACUGAAACUGACAGCAUUAAGAUGAUCUGCGAGGUGUCAAAACCCAGUGCAGAUGUGAUGUGGUACAAAGGUGACCAGGAGCUGCCUGAGGGUGGCAGAUAUGAACAACGUGUGGAUGGCAAAAAGAGAAUACUUAUCAUCCAGGACCUACGUAUAGAUGACACAGGAGAGUAUAACUGCCGACUGCCCAGCUCAAGAACAUCAGCAACACUGAGGAUUAAUGAACUGGCUGCUGAAUUUAUUUCCAGGCCACAGAGCCAGGAAGUUGUUGAAGGUGAAAAGGCAGAAUUUGUUUGCGCAGUCUCCAAGGACACGUAUGAAGUCAAAUGGCUUCGAGGUGACAAGGAGAUUGAAGCAGGAGACAAGUAUAACAUCAUCAGUGAUGGCAAGAGAAGAGUACUUGUUGUCAAGGACUGUAUGCUGAAAGAUGAAGGAGGAUAUGUUGCCCUCAUUGGCUCCACAAGGGCUUCCGCAGAUCUUGUUGUGAUUGAAAAACUCAGGAUAAUCACACCCCUCAAAGACAUACAGGCAAAAGAAGGCCAAGAGGUUGUUUUCAACUGUGAGGUGAACACUGGUGGUGCCAAAGCUAAGUGGUUAAAAAAUGAGGAGACAAUGUUCGAGAGUGGCAAGUUCAUUAUGGGUCAGCGUGACAAUGUCUUCUCUUUGAGAAUUAAAGAUGCCCAAAUGUCUGAUCAAGGCAACUACUCCGUUGCACUUACAAAUCACCGCAAUGAGCAUGUAAAGAGCUCUGCCAGUCUUGGUGUUCAAGAGGAAGAUCUUAGGAUUAUUGAGCCUCUUGAUGAUUGUGAGACCCAGGAGAAGAGGAACAUAAGCUUCUCUUGCAAGGUGAACAGACUCAAUGCAACAGUGAAAUGGAUGAAGGGAGGCCAAGAGAUUACCUUCAACAAGCGUGUCCUGUACAGAGUUGACAAGUACAAGCACACGCUGACCAUCAAAGAUUGCAGCCUUAAUGAUGAAGGCGAGUACACUGCCAUGGCCGGCUCCGACAAGUCCACAGCUGAGCUGAUCAUUAGCGAGGCUCCCACCGAUUUCACAGUCCAGUUGAAAGACCAGACUGUCACUGAGUUUGAGGACGCUGAGUUUGAGUGCAAGAUCUCCAAAGAAAAGGCUGAGGUCAGAUGGUACAAGGAUGGCCGUGAGAUUAAAGAAGGACAGAGAUUCCGUUUUGAGAGAGAUGGCAAGACAUGCAUACUGCACAUCAAGGAGUGCAGACCUCAGGAUGAAUGUGAAUAUGCUUGUGGUGUUGAUCAGAUGCGAUCAAGGGCCAGACUGUUUGUUGAAGAGAUACCGGUUGAGAUUGUCAGACCGCCCUUGGACAUAUUCGAUCCCCCUGGUUCAGAUGUUGUAUUUGAAGCUGAACUGAACAAGGACCGAGUUGAAAUCAAAUGGCUAAGGAACAACAUGAUAAUUGUCCAGGGUGAUAAGUACCAGAUGAUGAGUGAGGGCAAAAUUCACCGUCUCCAGGUGUGUGAGAUCAGGCCUCGUGACCAGGGCGAGUAUAGAAUCAUCGCCAAGGACAAAGAUGCCAGAGCCAAGCUAGAACUUGCAGCUGUUCCUAAGAUCAAGACUGUGGAUCAGAACCUGGUGACAGAUGCUGGAAAACCCUUUGUCAUGGUGGUCCCCUAUGAUGCUUAUCCACGUGCUGAGGCUGAAUGGACCUUCAAUGGCUUCAGUCUGCCAAGACAGAACAUUGACAUAUCAACUGACAGAACUGAUUAUAGGAUGAAGGAUCCCAAGAAGUCUGACCAAGGGCAAUACAAGAUUAUCAUCAGGAACAAACAUGGAAAAGGACAAGCCUUCAUCAAUCUGGAGGUUAUUGAUGUUCCUGGACCUGUGAAGAACUUGAAUGUUGUGGACACAGCUGAUGGAGAAGUCAGUCUUGCCUGGGAUGAGCCUGAGACUGAUGGCGGGAGCAAAAUCAUUGCCUAUGUGGUGGAGAGGCGUGAUGUGAAGCGAAAGACAUGGACCCUGGCCACUGACCGUGCAGACAGCCCAGAGUACUGUGUCUCGGGACUGCAGAGGGAUUCCAUGUACCUCUUCCGUGUAUGUGCUCGCAACAGGGUGGGCAAUGGAGAAGCUGUGGAGACUCAUGAACCAGUCCAAGCCAAGAACAAGUUUGAUGUCCCGGAUGCACCACAACAUGUCAAAGUUGAAAAGGUUAACAGGUUUGGAGCAACCCUUUCCUGGAAACCCCCAUUGUCUGAUGGUGGAUCUGAAAUAACUGCAUACAUCAUUGAGCUUCGAGAUCGUACCUCUGUGCGGUGGGAGGCAGCGCUGGUUACCAAACCUGAGGAUCGCACGGCUGUCCUUAGUGAUGUUGUGGAGAACAAGGAGUACAUAUUCCGAGUUAGAGCUGAAAACAAGGCUGGAAUCGGCAAGCCUAGCUUUGCCACUGAACCUGUGAAAAUCAUGGAUCCCAUUGAGAGGCCAAGCCCACCAUUGAAUUUUAACUACUCAAAUCAGACCAAGGACUCUGUUCAGCUGACAUGGGAUACACCCUUGAGCAAUGGAGGCAGUAUGAUCACUGGCUAUAUAAUUGAGAAAUGUGAAGAUGGAAAACAGAACUGGCUCAGAUGCAAUGCCAGGCUCUGUCAGGAACUUUGCUACAAGGUAUCUGGCCUGAAACAUGGUCAGAAGUACCUCUACAGAGUGUCUGCUGAGAAUGCAGCUGGUGUUUCAGACCCAGCUGACACAAUUGGACCUCUGCUGGCAGAUGAUCCGCAUGUUGGUCCUUCUAUGGAUCUCAGUGCAUUCAAGGAUGGCCUGGAAGUGAUUGUCCCUCACCCCCUUGCUAUUCGCAUUCCCAUUACUGGGUACCCCAUACCAACGGUCAAGUGGAGUGUGGGAGACACAACAUUGACCCCAGGAGACCGUGUCUCUAUGACUACCAAGGCAACCUUCACAGAGCUAGUUAUCACUCCCAGUGUGCGCCCAGACAAGGGCAGGUACACAGUUCAUCUGGAGAACGAUGUGGGCAAAGUCUCAGGAGAAAUUGACGUGAAUGUCAUCGCUCCCCCAAGUGCCCCAAAAGACUUCAAGGUUUCUGAGGUGACAAGACACCAUGUUCAUCUGAUGUGGGAGGCACCAGAACAUGAUGGCGGAAGCCCAGUAACUGGAUACCAGAUUGAAAAACGUGAGGUGUCCCGUAAGACAUGGGUCAAGGUUAUUACUGGUGUAGAAGAUCUGGAGUACACUGUUACAGAUGUAAUUGAGGGAAAAGAAUAUUUGUUCAGUGUUACCGCCUGCAACAAGUGUGGACCUGGCGAGCCUGCCUACAUUGAUGAACCAGUGAAUGUAUCAUCUCCAGCCACUGUGCCAGACCCACCUGAGAAUUUGAAAUGGAGAGACAAGUCUGGAAAUGGAAUCUUCCUAUCCUGGGAGCCUCCAAAGUAUGAUGGUGGCGCUGGAAUUAAGGGCUACAUUGUUGAUAAGUGCCAACGUGGCUCUGACAAAUGGGAACCCUGUGGAGACGCAGUGCCUGAGCUUAAAUUCCAAGUGACUGGGCUCACAGAGGGCCAGUGGUAUGCCUACCGUGUUAGGGCCACCAACAGGCUGGGUGCUAGCAGACCUUGCAGGGCGACAGAUGAGAUCCAGGCUGUGGAUCCAAUAGAACCUCCAGAGAUUAAUCUGGAUGUCAAACUGCUCGCUGGUUUGACUGCAAAGGCUGGGACCAAGAUUGAGCUGCCCGCUGAUGUAAAGGGAAAACCAGAUCCCAAAAUCACCUGGACCAAGGCUGAUCUUGUCCUGAAACCAGAUGACAGAGUCUCCAUCGAAACCAAGCCUGGUCACUCCACACUCACUGUAGCCAAGACCAAGAGAGACGACACAGCUACCUAUAUCAUCGAAGCUGUAAAUAGCAGUGGCCGAGCUACUGCAACAGUGGAUGUUAACAUUCUUGAUAAGCCUGGGCCUCCAGCUGCAUUUGACAUCUCUGAUAUCACAAACGAGUCCUGCUUACUGGCAUGGAACCCUCCCAGAGAUGAUGGUGGCUCAAAGGUCACCAAUUACAUUGUGGAGAGGAAGACUGCAGGCAGUGAGGAGUGGCAAAAGCUUUCUACGACUGUGAAACAUACCUCCUUCAAGGCCUGCAACCUUGUGGCUCUGAAGGAAUAUACCUUUAGAGUGUCGGCUGAGAACCAAUAUGGCAUUGGUGCUCCUGCAGAACAUGUACCAAUUAUUGCAAAGUACUCCUUUGACCCACCUGGCAUGCCAACUAGACUGGAGCCCUCAGAUAUUGCAAAGGAUUCCCUGACUUUGUCAUGGCAAGAGCCAGAUGAGGAUGGUGGCAGCCCUAUUACUGGGUAUUGGAUUGAGAGAUUGGAUCCUGAAACUGACAAAUGGAUCAGGUGCAACAAGCUUCCAAUCAUGGAUACAACAUUCAGAGUGAAAGGACUGGCCACAAAAAAGAAACACAGGUUCCGAGUCUUGGCUGAGAAUCUUGCUGGGAUUGGAAAACCAAGCAAGGAGACUGACCCAAUCUUGGUUAAAGAUCCAAUUGAUCCCCCCUGGGCCCCUGGCAAACCCUACAUCAAAGAUAUUGCAAAGACCUCUGCCAUGCUAGAAUGGACCAAGCCUGAGCAUGAUGGUGGAGCCAAGAUUGAGUCCUACAUAAUUGAAUUGCUGAAGAGCGGAACUGAGGAUUGGGUCCGUGUGGCUGAAGAUAUCCCCAUGACUGAGCACUUCCUGAAGGGACUGAUGGAGAAACAAGAGUAUUCCUUCCGCGUUAGAGCUCGGAAUAUUGCUGGAGAAAGCGAACCCAGUGACCCCUCUGAUCCUGUGGUCUGCAAGGACAGACUUUAUCCUCCUUCCCCUCCACGCUGGCUUGAGGUAGCCAACAUCACCAAGAUAAGUGCAGAGCUGAAAUGGACAGCUCCAGAAACAGAUGGUGGCUCGCCAAUCACAAAUUACGUUGUGGAGAAGAGAGACGUGAGGCGCUAUGCCUGGCAGGCAGUAGAUACCACUGUGAAAGAAACCCAGUACAAUGUCACUCCUCUGAAUGAGGGCUCUUUAUAUGUGUUCCGUGUGGCUGCUGAAAAUGCUGUUGGGCAGAGUGACUUCUGUGAAUUGGAGGACUCUGUCCUGGCUAAGGAUACUUUCACUACCCCUGGUCCACCAUACGCUUUGACUGUGGUGGAAGUAACAAAGAGACAUGUCGAAUUGAAGUGGGAACCUCCAAAGAAUGAUGGUGGUAGACCUAUUAUCAAAUAUGUAAUUGAGAAGAAAGAGAAGCUGGGAACCCGCUGGAUGAAGGCUGCAAAGACACCUGGGCCUGUUUGCAUUUUCACAGUAUCAGAUGUUGUUGAGGGAUCUGAGGUACAAUUUCAGGUCCGUGCUGAAAAUGAAGCAGGUGUUGGACACCCAAGUGAGCCCACAGAUGUCCUGAAAAUUGAAGACCCUAUAAGUCCACCAUCUCCUCCUGUGGAUUUGCAUGUGACUGAUGCUAGCAGACACCACAUCGCCAUUGAAUGGAAACCACCACAGAAGAAUGGUGGCAGUCCCAUCACUGGCUACCACAUUGAGCUCUCUGAAGCUGGCACUGAUAAAUGGAUGAGAGUCAACUCACGCCCUGUAAAAGAGUUGAAAUAUAGAGCAGAGGAAGGCAUCAUCCCUGAGAAACAAUAUGUUGUGAGAGUUCGUGCCAUCAAUGCUGUGGGCGUUAGCGACCCUUCUGAGAUCUCUGAGAAGAUCUUUGCAAAGGAUCCUGACUGCAUCCCAACCAUUGACAUGCAGACUCAAGACAUUGUAGUGGUGGAGGGUAAGAAGAUGAGUAUACUCAUCCCUUACAGAGCUAUUCCAAAACCAAAAGUAUCCUGGAAGAAAGAUGGAACUGAGCUGAAAUCUGAUGAUAGAGUCACAAUGAGCUGUGAACUCAGGGAAGUCCACUUGGAGAUUCUUGGCUGCAAGCACAGUGAUGCUGGGGCAUACAUCGCUACUUUAGAGAACACCCUGGGAUCUGCAGCUGGAACAGUCAAUGUCAAAGUCAUUGGUCUUCCUGGGCAGUGCAAGGACAUUGCUGCCUGCGAUGUUACAAAAGAUUCCUGCAAGGUCUCUUGGAAUCCUCCAGAUAAUGAUGGUGGCACCCCGAUCUUGCACUAUGUUCUGGAGCGUAGAGAAUCUGCCAAAAAAACAUUUAUGCCUGUGAUGUCAGACAACAAAUUGACCUGUCAAGUUAAGGAUCUAAUGGUCAAUGGACAAUAUUAUUUCCGUGUCAAGGCAGUAAAUAAGAUUGGUGAUGGAGAGUAUCUUGAGAACCGCAACCCAAUCAUUGUUGAGGAACAGAAGCAGCGACCAGAUGCACCCAUUGAUGUUGAAGCUCACAGUCCAACUUCUCAGUCUGUGACCCUGAGUUGGAGCCCCCCUCCAUACGAUGGUGGUUGCCCUAUUACUGGCUAUGUUCUGGAGAAGAUUGAAAGGGAUGGUGAGAAGUUUGAGAGAUGCUGUGACUCUCUGGUGCCUGGAUUGUCCUACACAUUGACGGGCUUGACAGAGGACAAGGAAUAUCAGUUCCGUGUCCGUGCUGAGAAUAUUGCUGGAGUCAGUGAUCCCUCCCGCAGCACACAGCUGAUCAUGGCUGCGGAUCCUGUUGAUCCACCCAAGGUCUUCUUUAAGGGAAGUCAACAAUAUGGCCUGAGCCUCAAAACACGAGAAGAGAUUAGACUGGAUGCCAUCAUCUCAGGAUCUCCUUACCCAACUGUGACAUGGUUCAGGAAUGACGAGGUCAUUAAACCAGAGAGAAUUAAGAAACAGGAAAGGCCUCUUUCGAGGAAGAAAAAGGCAAAGGAUGCUGCUGCCGAACCAGAGGAGCCUUACCAUCCAUCCAUCCCAGAACGUCUCUCCUUUGACACUAGCAAGAAAGGGGAGUCCUCAGUAAUGAUACGUGACUCCAUUAGAAGUGACCAUGGAAUAUUUGUGGUCAAAGUUGAGAACAAACACGGUGUAGACACAGCAUCCUGUGACGUCAAUGUUCUUGAUAAACCUGGACCUCCAGUUAAUGUUGUCUUUGAUGAGAUCAGGAACACAUCUGUCAUCUGCAAGUGGGAACCACCUUUAGAUAAUGGUGGUAGUGAAAUUAUUAACUACAUCCUGGAGAAAAAACAAAAUACUAAAGAUGAAAAUGGAUGGGUCACUGUAACCGCAAGUCUUAAAGGAUGUAAGCAUCUGGUGACAAAACUAAUUGAAGGAAAGGAGUACAUUUUCCGUGUGACAGCUGAAAACAAGAUUGGCCCAGGGCGUCCACGUGUCUCAGCACCACUCGUGGCUAAGAAUCAGUUUGAACCCCCUGAUGCCCCCAACAUGCCUAAAAUUGGGGACACUACUGCAAGCAGUAUGCUUGUUUCUUGGAAUGAGCCCAAAGACAAUGGAAGCCCUAUCAUUGGCUAUUGGUUAGAGAGAAAAGAAAUCAACAGCACACAUUGGACCAGAGUCAACCGCAGCUUACUCAGUGCUCUAGAAAUGAGAGUUGAAGGUUUGAUGGAAGGUUUGACCUAUGUCUUCAGAGUCUGUGCAGAGAAUUUAGCUGGACCUGGUGACUUCAGUGUCCCAACUGAGCCCAAGACUGCGCAAGACCCAGUCUUACCACCUGGCCCACCAGUUCCAAGAAUUGUUGAUACUGCAAAGUCAUCCAUUGAUGUUGCAUGGGAUCCUCCCAUGUACAAUGGAGGUGGAGAUAUCCUUGGCUACCAUAUUGAGAAGGUUAUGGUCGGAGAAAAAGACUGGUCCCGCUCUAAUGAGAGACUGUGUAAAGAGCUGAAGUUUACUGUAACUGGAGCUAAAGAGGGAAAAGAUUACAUUGUUCGUGUACUUGCUGUAAAUAAUGCUGGGGAAGGAGCUCCUGGCAUGACUGAAACAGUUACAGUGAGAGACCCACAAGUGCCUCCAUUUGUUGACUUUGACAUAUCUGUGAAAAAUGGUGUCACUAUCAGGGCUGGACAGACACUGAAGUUGCCGGCACUUGUGAAUGGUAGACCUCCACCAGAGGUGACAUGGGCAAAGGAUGAAGGAGAGCCUGACAAAGAGCGUGUUGCUAUUGAAACUGUUGGAAAAAGCAGUAUUCUUACUAUCAAGAAUGUCAUGAGGACAGAUCGUGGAAAGUACCAGGUCACUGGGACAAACAACUGUGGAACGAAAACAGCAUUUACAAAAGUAGCUGUAAUGGAUGUUCCUGGUCCUGUGAUUGAUUUUAAACCAUCUAAGGUCUCGAAAAAUGUGAUAGCACUGACCUGGACUGAACCUACUGACGAUGGUGGAAGUGAAGUUAUUGGUUACAUUGUUGAAAGAAAGGAUGCAAAGAUGCACAUAUGGAGACAGCCCUUAGAGACUGCAGGAUGUAAAAGCGAAAUUGUGGGUCUGCUUGAAGGAGAAGAGUACAUGUUCCGUGUUGUGGCAAAGAAUAGGUAUGGCUGUGGUCCCCCAGUGGACAUAGGGCCUAUUCUUGCAGUGGAUCCUAAAGGGCCACCAAGUGCUCCAGAAAAACUUAACUGGACUGAAAGGACUAAGACGACCGUAACUCUUUCCUGGAAGCCACCUCGUAGUGACGGAGGCAGUCCCAUUCAAGGCUACUACGUUGAGAAAAGGAGACAAGAUGGUGGUGAAUUUGAGAUUGCUAACCCCCAGAUGUGCAGGGGUCUCAGUUUGACAGUGCCGAACCUUUCAGAGCAGCACAUGUAUGAAUUCCGUGUUAAGGCCGUAAAUGAGGUUGGGAAUGGUGAACCUUCAAAUAUAAUUGGUGUCAGGAUUCGGGAUGAUGAAGCUGCCCCAACUGUGACCUUACUAAAGCACUUCAAGGGAGAUGCCAUCAUUGUCAAGAUAGGUGCAGCAAUUGAAAUUCCUGCUGAAGUAGUGGGUCUACCAAUGCCAAAGAUUGAAUGGUCCAAGGAUGGAGCUGUUAUUGAGAAACCAACUGAGAUGCUUUUGAUUGAGACUGAGGAGGUGCAGAAAAACAAAGCUAACACCAAGCUUAGCAUCCCUGUGACUAUUAGGCCGGACAAUGGUCUCUACAAACUUACAGCCACAAAUCAUGUUGGACAGGCUAAACGUACCAUCACAGUAGAGAUAUUAGAUCGUCCAUCGCCACCCCGGAACAUUGUGGUUUCUGACAUAAGAGCUGAAUCUUGCUAUUUGACUUGGGAUGCCCCAGAAGACAAUGGAGGCAGUGAACUCACAAACUACAUAAUUGAGAAAAGAGAUGCAAGCAAGAAGAAGUCUGAUUGGGAACCAGUAACUAACUGCGUAGUUGACAGGCGAUAUGGGGUGUUGAAACUGGAAACCAAUGGAGUUUACCAGUUCAGUAUCAGUGCUGAGAACAAGUAUGGAAUCAGUGAUAUCUGUGAAUCAGAGAAGGUUGAGCUCAAGGACCCAUUCAGACUUCCUGGACCACCACAGAAGCCAAGGAUCGUUAGCCGUACCAGUGGUUCCAUGCUAGUGACAUGGGAGCCUCCUCUGGACAAUGGUGGAUCCACCAUUGCAGGCUACGUUCUUGAGAAGAGAGAGAGAGGAGCUGUCUAUUGGUCUCGUGUGAACAGGGGUCCUGUCACAAAACCAGUUGUAAAAGGCCUGGAAUACAAUAUACUUCAUCUCAUUGAGGGUACAGAGUACCAAUUCCGUGUGAUGGCCUGCAAUGCUGCUGGUGUCGGCCCCCCAAGUGAAUCGUCUGAGUGCGCCUUUGCAGUAGAUCCUUGUUAUCCUCCUGGUAUGCCAUCAUGCCCAGAAGUUAAAGGGAAAACCAAUAACAGUAUCACUCUUGCCUGGAACCCACCAGAGAAAGAUGGUGGCAGCCCCAUUACUGGCUACAUUAUUGAGAUGCAGGAUGAAAAGUCACCAGAUUGGAAACGACUAAACAGUGCAGACAAGCUGCAUCCCACCACAGAAUUCACUGUUCCAAAUCUUGAAGAGAUGAAAAAGUACAGGUUCAGAAUUAUUGCUGUCAAUGCUGCAGGAGAGUCUGACCCAAGCUCCAGAACAGCUGAAAUCAUUGCCAAGGAGAUUCAAGAGGAACCCGGUGUUACCCUGGAGGUUAGUGCAAGUGACCUGCAAUUCUGUCGAGCUGGUACCACAAUUAAAAUUCCUGCAGUCAUCACAGGACGCCCUACUCCCGAAGUUUCCUGGGAGUUUGAUGGAGGUGCUAAAACAGAAAAGAAGAAUGAUCGUCAUACCCUCCCAGUGGAUUCAGAGAUUCGAUCUACUGAUACAACCUCAACCAUUACAAUUCCUGAUUGUAAGAGGAACCAUUCAGGCAGAUAUAUCAUCACAGCCAAAAAUGUGGCUGGACAGAAAGUUGUUAAAGUCAGAGUCAAUGUACUUGACAUUCCUGGACCUCCAAGAGAGUUGAAAGUCUCUGAUAUCACAAGAGGCACAUGUAGACUUACAUGGAAGCCUCCUGAAAAUGAUGGUGGUGAGCGAAUCAGGAGUUACUUCAUUGAAAAGAAGACUGUUGAAGGAAAAGCCUGGACAAAGGUCAACCCAGCCUGUGGGAGUCAGUCCUUUGUUGUUCCUGAUCUUAAUGAAGGACAGGAGUACUUCUUCCGUGUCCGUGCUGAGAAUUGCUAUGGCAUGGGGCCACACGUUGCGAUGAUUCAGAGGACAAGGGCAUGCGAUCCUAUCUUGCCUCCUGAUCCUCCUACGAUGGUCAAAAUACGUCUUGUGACAAGAAAUAUGGUAACCCUGACUUGGAAGCCACCAAAGAAUGAUGGUGGUGCUCCUGUCACCCAUUACAUUGUUGAGCAACUUUGCUGGGACCCCAGCGGGACACAGAAGGAGUCCUGGCGACAGAGCAACAGGCGUGACAUUGAGGAGACCACCUUCAAAGUUGAGGACCUCACUGAAGGUGGAGAGUAUGAGUUCCGUGUCAAGGCUGUGAAUGUGGCUGGAGCAAGCAGACCUUCUUCUACUGCUGGACCAGUUAAUAUCAAAGAUCAAAAGUGUGCACCAAGCAUUGAACUCGGCGAAUUCAUGGAAGUCGAACAGGGAGCUGACAUCAACAUUGUUGCUAAAAUCAAAGGCUGCCCCUUCCCAACCCUUACGUGGCAGAAGGCUCCACCACACAAGUCUGAUGACAAGGCUGAUGUGCAAUAUGAUGAGCACAUUAACAAGCUUGUACUUGAUGAUAGCUGCACAUUGCUGAUUCAACAGGGUAAACGAGAAGAUACCGGCCUAUACACAAUAACAGCCAGUAACAACCUGGGCAGGGCCUCCAAGGAAAUGAGACUCAAUGUCUUGGGACGCCCUGGACCACCGUCUGCACCUAUUAAGUUUGAGGAAGUAUCUGCCGAAAAGAUUACCCUGUCCUGGCUUCCUCCUAAGGAUGAUGGUGGAUCAAAGGUCACUAACUAUGUAAUUGAGAAACGCGUGGCAAAUAGGAAGACAUGGGUACCAGUCACCAGUGAACCAAAAGAACGUAUAUAUACGGUGGAUAAUUUGAUGGAAGGCCAUGAGUAUGUUUUCCGUAUCAGGGCUCAGAACAAAUAUGGUAUUGGAGAUCCCCUUGACAGUGAACCAGAAAAAGCCAGGAACCUUUACACCAUCCCUGGGAAAUGUGAAAAGCCAACUAUUACAAGUAUAACUCAUGAAUCCAUGACAGUCAAUUGGGAAGAGCCAGAAGAUGAUGGUGGAACACCCAUCACUGGCUACUGGCUUGAGCGCAAGGAGACCACAGCAAAGCGCUGGAAUAGAGUUUCACGUGACCCAAUCAGGGUUAUGCCCCUUGGUGUGUCCUACAACGUGACUGGUCUUAUUGAAGGAUCUGAGUAUCAGUUCCGUGUGAUAGCCAUGAAUGCAGCUGGUUGUGGGCCUCCAAGUGACCCAUCAGAUCCUGUCUUUGCCAGGGACCCAAUGGCACCCCCUGGACCACCUACUCCUAAAGUAACAGACUGGACCAAGUCAACAGUUGAUAUGGAAUGGAUUCCACCAUUGAAGGAUGGUGGAUCUAAGAUUGUUGGAUAUAUUGUGGAAUUCAAAGAGGAGGGAAAAGAACAAUGGGAAAAAGCUAAAGAUAAGGAAAUAAGAGGCACUAAGUUUGUGGUGGCUGGACUGAAAGAGCUUGGACUGUACAGAUUUAGAGUCAGAGCACUAAAUGCAGUAGGCCUUGGUGAACCUGGUGAAGUCUCUGAACUGAUUGAAGUCAAGGAAAGGACAAUUGCCCCUGAGAUAGACCUGGACGCUGCAGUGAAAGAGCGAAUAGUUGUUCAUGCCGGUGGUGUGAUCCGCAUCCUGGCUUAUGUGUCAGGCAAGCCCGAACCCCAAAUCACAUGGAGCAGAGAUGAUCAUCCUGUUCCUCAAGAAGCUGUGGUUGAGACCACUGCCAUCAGUUCUGCUCUGGUGAUCAAGAAUUGCACAAGAAAUCAACAAGGCAUUUACACCUUGGUUGCUAAGAAUGAAGGUGGUGAAAGAAAGAAACCCAUCAUUGUGGAUGUGUUGGAUGUCCCUGGCCCAGUUGGGGCACCAUUCAACACAGAAAACCUCACCAGUGACUCAUGCAAAUUGAACUGGUUCUGCCCUGAUGAUGAUGGUGGCUCAGCUAUCUCUCAUUAUAUUGUUCAGAAGCGUGAAGCUGACCACAAGGCUUGGACUUCAGUAUCCUACACUAUCACAAGGAACAGUGCAGUUGUCCAUGGUUUAACAAGGGGAAAUGCUUAUUUCUUCAGAGUUGCUGCUGAGAAUGCUGUAGGAAUGGGCCCUUUCCGUGAAACCACUGCAGAAAUUAUCAUAAGGGAUGCUAUUACCGUACCUGACCGUCCUCAGGACCUGACUGUCACAGCAGUUACAAAGGGUUACAUCAGUUUGACUUGGAAACCACCUAAGUAUGAUGGAGGCUCUGAAGUUACAAUGUACAUUCUGGAGGCCCGCCCGAUUGGCAAGGACAAAUUUGUCCGACUUACAAAGGAAAGGUUGAUGGAGAGAAGAUAUACCUAUGAUGGUCUCAAAGAAGGUGACACUUAUGAACUCCGUGUCAGUGCAGUAAAUGAAAUAGGUCAAGGAAAGCCCUCCUUCUGUACAAAACCGAUCACUUGCAAGAACGAACUUGAACCUCCCACAAUUGAACUUGACUUCCGUGACAAAAUAAUUAUGCGGGUUGGAGACACUUUUGCCCUGCAAGGUCGGUACACUGGAAAACCAGCACCAUCCAUUAUAUGGUUCAAAGAUGAGGAAGAGCUGAAAGCAGAUGACCACAUAAAGUUCAAAAACACCCUUACAACAAUGUGUCUGGGCAUUGUCAAAGCUAAGCGUGAACAUAGUGGCCGAUACUGUGUGCUUGUAGAGAACAGCACUGGCUCACGCAAAGGGAUCUGCAACGUGAUUGUUGUUGACCGUCCACUACCUCCAGAAGGUCCGGUUGUCUUUGAGGAAGUUCACAGGGAUCACAUGGUCAUUUCCUGGAAGCCACCUCUUGAUGAUGGCGGUUCUGCAGUUUCUAACUAUGUCAUUGAGAAACGAGAAGCAAACAGGGAUGUUUGGAUGCCUGUGACAUCUGCCACCACAAAGACAAUAUGCAAAGUGCCUAAAUUGAUUGAGGGAAAAGAGUAUGUCAUGAGAAUAUGUGCUGAGAACAUGUAUGGUAUUAGUGACCCCCUGGAUUCAGAAGAGAUGAAAGCCAAAGAUCGAUUCAGAGUGCCUGAGGCCCCAGAGCAGCCUGAUGUGAAGGAGGUAUUCAAAGAUUCAACACUUGUGCUUUGGAACCGACCUCGUGAUGGUGGCAAACCCAUUACUAAUUACAUUUUGGAGAUGAGGGAGACUGGGUCAACAAGAUGGUCACGUGCAACAAGGGACCCUAUCUAUCCAGACACUCAGUUCAGGGUUCAAGAGCUUACUGAGGGCUGUGAAUAUGAGUUCCGGGUCACAGCAGAGAAUGAAAUGGGUAUUGGAGAUCCUAGUCCCCCAUCUAAGCCUAUAUUAGCUAAAGAUCCAAUUGUUCUCCCAGGUCCUCCUGUGCUCCCAGAAGCUGUGGAUAACACAAAGGAUUCGGUGACUCUAUCCUGGCGCCCACCUCGGCAUGAUGGCAAGGGCAGAAUCUUUGGCUACCUUGUUGAGUAUCAGAAGGUUGGGGAGGAAGCGUGGACUAAGGCAAAUCAGACUCCGGAGUCAUGCCCAGAAACAAAACUUCAAGUCAUGAACCUUGAAGAUGGUACACUUUACAGGUUCAGGAUCAUGGCUGUGAAUGCUGCUGGUUCAUCUGUACCUGCAUAUGUUAAGGAGCCAGUUAAAGUGCAGGACAGACUUGAGCCUCCAGAGCUGCUGCUUCAUGCCAAUAUGGUUCGAGACCAUCUUGCCAUGGUGGGAUCCCUCAUCACUCUCAGUGCUGGGAUCAGGGGCAUGCCAAUCCCCACAGUGACAUGGAAGAAGAAUGGUGCAGAUGCUCCGCCCAAUGCUGCCAUUCAGGUUACCGGCACAGGAAGCAAAUUAGAAAUCAAAAACUGUGCCCGUUCAGACUGUGGUGAUUAUACAAUAACUGUUGAAAAUGCAGCUGGAUCAAAAACAGCCACGUGCACUGUACUUGUCCUAGAUAAACCUGGUCCACCCCGGGAUCUUGUGGUUUCUGAGGUUACAAGUGAAUCAGCUUACCUUACAUGGAAGGAGCCAGAGGAUAAUGGAGGUGCUGUCAUUUCCCACUAUUUGGUACAAAAGAGAGAUGUGGCAACUAACAAGUGGGUGCCAGUCUGUGCAUCAUGCAAAAAACGUAGCUUGGUCAUAAAUUACUUGAUGGAAGGCACACAGUAUUUGUUCCGUGUUGCUGCUGAAAGCCAGUUUGGAAGAAGUGAAUUUGCCACAAUAAGUAAACCCAUCAAAGCUGUUGAUCCACUCUACCCUCCUGGUCCACCAAAGAAUUUGCAUCAUGUAGACGCAGAGAAAACUGAAGUCUGGCUUGAAUGGGAAUGGCCAGAACGCACUGGAGGCAGUGAAAUUACUGGAUUCUUAGUUGAAUACCAAGAGGAAGGGGCCAAAGAUUGGACCACCUUCAAAACUGUCAGCAAUCCAGCAAGCCAUGUUACUGGACUUGAAGAGGGGAAAACCUACAGAUUCCGUGUCAAAGCACAGAAUGCCAUUGGCCUGAGCCGUCCAGAUUCCACAAUACCAAUUCUCUGUCAAGAGAAAAUUGUGCCACCAAGUAUUGAAGUGGAUGUGAAACUAAUUGAAGGCAUUGUUGUGAAAGCUGGAACCACAAUGAUCCUUCCGGCAGUAAUGAGAGGCAUACCCAUCCCCACUGCAAAAUGGGUCACCGAUGGGAAUGAAAUCAAAAGUGAAGGCAAGUUCAAAGUGGAGACUGAUGGCACAUCAACAGUCCUCAGCAUCAGUGAGUGUACAAGAACGGACACUGGAGAGUACCUUCUUACAGUGGCAAAUCCUGCUGGAAGCAAGACAGUUGCAUUGCAUGCAACAGUGCUAGAUGUCCCAGCUGCACCUGUUGGUCCUGUGAACAUCCUUGACGUUACUCCUGAUCAUAUGCUUAUCAACUGGCGCUGUCCCAAGGAUGAUGGAGGAACCCCAUUAACGAAUUACGUUGUUGAGAAGAAGGACUGCAAGAAACCGUGGGAGCCAUGGGGAGUUGUGAGCUCUGGAAGUCUGAGUACAACAGCUAAGGUUUCACGUUUGGAAAAGGGUCGUGAAUAUGUUGUUCGUAUUCGUGCAGAGAACAAGAUUGGUAUUGGUGCACCACUUGAAAGUCAACCAACUAUUGCCAAAUUUAUGUUUGACCCUCCUGGUGCUCCAGGACAGCCACAGGCUUCUGACAUCACAGAAAAUGCUGUGACUGUACACUGGGAGGAGCCAUUAACCGAUGGCGGCAGUCCAGUCAGUGGCUACAUUGUUGAGCGCAGAGAAAUGACAGGCAAAUGGAUUCGUGUGAAUAAAACUCCUGUCUUGGAUGUAAAAUACAGAAUAUGUGGGCUUUUUGAGGGCAACAGCUAUGAGUUCAGAGCUUUUGCUGAAAAUGUUGCUGGCAUAAGUCCACCUUCUCCCCCAUCAGUCCCAGUUAAGACUGUUCGUCCUGUCACUCGUCCAGGACCUCCAUGCAACUUGAAACUGAAGGACUGGAGCAAAAGCUAUGCAGACCUGGUUUGGACAAAACCGUUGAGAGAUGGAGGCAGUCCCGUCUUAGGCUAUGUUGUUGAGUGCCAGAAAUCAGGAAGUGCUCAGUGGGAUAGAAUCAAUCAGGACCUUAUUAAGCAUUGUGCAUUUAGAGUACCAGGUCUAAUUGAAGGUACAGAAUACAGGUUCCGGGUAAGGGCAUCAAACAAGAUUGGUGAUGGAGAGCCAAGAGACCUUGCUGAAACUGUUCUUGCUAAGGACAUUCUUGUUCCACCUGAAAUAAGUGUUGAUGUUGCAUGCAGGGAUCUUUUGACAGUGCGAGCUGGUCAGUUUAUAAACCUUGUAGCUCGAGUUAAAGGUAGACCUGAUCCAGAAAUUACCUGGAGUAAGGAUGCAAGGGUUCUAGGUAGAGACAAGCGAACUGAAAUGAAGGCCAACUACCCUAUUGUUGAACUGAUUAUUCAAGAAGCAACAAGAGCAGAUUACGGAAAGUAUGCCAUUCAGGCAAAAAAUAGCAGUGGACAAGCACAAGCUACUACUAUAGUGAAUGUGCUUGACACACCAGGACAGUGUCAGAAUCUGAAGACAACUUACGUGACAAAAGAUUCUUGCAUGGUAUCAUGGGAGAAUCCAGUAGACAAUGGAGGUACUGAAAUUACGAAUUAUGUUAUUGAGUCCCGGCAACCCAGCCAGAGGGGUUGGUCAGUGGUCUCCUCUGAUUGCACCAAACGUCUCAUGAAAGCACCACUUCGUGAAAAUUGUGAAUACUUCUUCCGUGUUAGUGCAGAGAACAAGAUUGGCAUAGGACUGGGUAUAGAGACAAAAACUCCAAUUAUUGCUGUUGAUCCUGUUGAUAAGCCAGGAGAGCCUGAGAACCUGCAGAUAACUGAAAUUGGGAAGACUUUUGCCUUCCUCAAAUGGAAAAAACCAGAGAAUGAUGGUGGCAGUCGCAACCUUGCCUAUCAUGUGGAAAAGAAACCAAAAGAAGCAGAUGAAUGGGAGAGACUGCAUAAAGGUGCAAUUAAAGAAACAUACUUCAUGGCUGACAGGUGUCUUGAAAAUCAAAUAUACCAGUUCAGGGUACAAACCAAAAAUGAAGCAGGGGAGAGCAAUUGGGUGAUAACAGCUGAGACACUAAUCAAAGAAGAAUUACUGGAACCAGAGCUUGAUGUAAAGUUAGUUGGAACCCUUGUGGUAAAGGCUGGAGAUUCAAUCAGAAUUGAAGCUGGACUAAAAGGAAAACCCCAACCAGAGGUUAAAUGGAUGAAGGACGGUGAUUCCGGUGACAUUAAAAGCCCUAGGCUUCAUAUUGAAACAGGUGCAGAUUUCUCAACAUUCCUCAUGACUAACUCCAAACGUAGUGACAGUGGGAAAUAUGUGAUUACUGCCAAUAACUCUGCAGGGAGCUGCACAGCCCAUGCCACUGUGAAUGUGCUUGAUAAACCUGGUCCUGUCAGAGGGUUGGCAGUGUCUGGCAUUUCUGUAGACCGUUGUAAAUUAACUUGGGAUCCUCCAGAGGAUAAUGGUGGUUCUGAGAUCUUGAACUACAUUCUGGAGAAAUGUGAGACAAAGAGAAUGGUAUGGACUAUACACUCAACAGCAGUGAUUACCAACUCUGCUAAUGUGACUCGCCUUAUUGAAGGAAAUGAAUAUAUCUUCAGGGUGCGAGCAGAGAAUAAAAUGGGGACUGGCCCUGCAGUGGAGAGUGAAGCCAUCAUUGCCAGAACACAGUUCAACAGACCUGGUCCUCCAGAUCCACCAGAGGUCACCAAGAUUGGAAAGCAAGAAAUGACAGUAUCAUGGUCACCUCCAGAGAAUGACGGUGGGAAGCCCAUCACAGGUUAUAUUCUGGAAAGAAAAGAACAACAUGCUAUCAGAUGGUCUCCAGUCAUCAAAGAUGCAAUCCCACAGACACACUUUAAUGUAACCAACUUGAUUCCUAACCAUGAAUAUCAGUUCCGUGUCAAGGCUGAAAAUGAAAUUGGAGUGGGAGACCCAAGCAAACCAUCCAGAUCUGCCACUGCUAAGGAUCCAGUUGAACCUCCUGGACCCCCAGUAAAUGUGAAGGUUUCUGACAGCACAAAGACAUCAAUCACACUUGGUUGGACAAAACCUGUAUAUGAUGGCGGUGCUCCAAUUAUUGGAUAUGUGGUUGAAAUGAAACUUAAGGGUUCCGGUAAGAAGGCAGAUGAGAGCUGGAAGAGAUGCAAUGUUGCUGCUCAGUUAGCCGUGACAGAAUUCACUGUCACAAGUUUGAACGAGAAUCUGGUGUAUGAAUUCCGCGUCUCUGCACAAAACCAGGUUGGAUUAGGCCUACCUGGGGUUCUCCCAGAUGCUGUAUCUCCCAGGGAAAUACUUGAGACACCUGAAAUUAAUUUGGAUGCUAACCUUAGAAAGGGUCUUACUCUCCGAGCUGGAUGUCCUAUCAGACUCUGUGCUACAAUCAAAGGAAGACCAGCUCCCAAAGUAGCCUGGAGAAGAAUGGGACUUGAUAAUGUUGUCAGGAAGGGUCAUGUGGAUCUGAUUGACACAAUGACUUUCCUUGUCAUCCCUCAAACCACACGUGAUGAUUCUGGGAAAUAUUCCCUUACAGUUACCAAUGCAGCUGGGGAGAAGGCAGUGUUUGUGAAUGUCAAAAUACUAGACACUCCUGGUCCUGUGUCUGGUCUGGAAGUCAGUGGAAUGACAAUGACAUCAUGUGAGCUCAUUUGGUCUGCCCCUGAAAAUGAUGGUGGUAGUGAAGUAACACACUAUAUAGUUGAGAAGCGAGAAAUUGACAGAAAGACUUGGGCAACAGUCAAAAAUGACGUGAAGGAUACAACCUUCAAUAUGAGCAAUCUUGUACCAGGCACAGAAUACAAUUUCAGAGUCACUGCAGUUAACGAGUAUGGCCCGGGUAUUCCAAAGGCAUCUCCUAGGUCAUAUCUGGCAUCUGAUCCUAUCAGUAAGCCUGACCCACCAAUGAAAAUUGAUGUACUGGAAAUUACAAAGAAUAGUGUUUCUCUCGGAUGGGUACCUCCACUGAGAGAUGGAGGAGCAAAGAUCGAUGGUUAUGUAGUUGAUUAUCUGGAGGUCAUCCCUCCUAAGGAACCUGAGGAAGGAAAACCUGUGGAGCAGGAUGUUAAACCUAUGGAUGUAUGGACACCAUACUCAGUUGUAAAAGAUUUAAGAAUUUCUGUUGUUGGGCUGAAGGAGGGCAAAAAAUACAAAUUCAGAGUUGCAGCAAGAAACAUAAUGGGAUGCAGUCUGCCCACAGGAACUAAGGAUACCUUUGAGGUCAAGGAGCAAAUGUUGCCACCAAAGAUUAUUAUGCCUGAGGUUGUAACUGGAAAAGCUGGUGCAAAACUGAGAAUAGAGGCUAUUGUGUCUGGAAAGCCAGCACCAAUCUGUAAAUGGAAGAAAGGAGAAGAGGAAGUGGUUCCAUCUAGUCGUCUUGCAGUGCACAAAUCCCAGAACUGCUGUGUGCUCAUUAUUAAAGAUGUUUCAAGAACUGAUAGUGGUCAGUACAACCUCUCUGCUGAGAACAGUACUGGAAAAGCUGAUGAGCCAUUGAAAGUCAUCAUACUGGAUAUCCCUGGCCCACCGCAGCCACCAUUUGAGAUCAGUGAUGUGGAUGCUGAUGCCUGCACACUUUCUUGGCAAGCACCGAUUGAGGAUGGUGGAAGCAACAUCAUUAAUUAUGUGGUAGAAAAAUGUGAUGUCAGCAGAGGAGAUUGGGUCAAUGCUGUCUCAACUUGCAUAAAAACUGGCUGCAGACUUGGAAAACUCGUCACUGGAAAGGAGUACAUUUUCCGUGUCCGUGCUGAGAACCGCUUUGGAAUUUCUGACCCUAUUACAUCUGAAAGGAUGAUUGCAAAAUUCCCAUUUGAUGUCCCUGGUGAACCUCUGAACUGCCAUGUCAACAAAGUCAACAAGGACUGCAUGUUUGUGGCCUGGGACAGACCAGAAUCUGAUGGUGGCAGCCCAAUCACUGGAUAUUAUAUUGAACGUAAAGAGAGAAAUAGCCUUCUCUGGGUUAAGGCAAAUGACACUGUUGUUCGUACCACUGAGUACCCAUGUGCUGGUCUGAUUGAAGGCCUAGAAUAUAACUUCAGGGUUUCAGCAAUUAAUCGUGCUGGACAGGGUAAACCAAGCAAAAAGACAGAAUUUGUUACAGCAAGAACACCUAUUGAUGCACCUGGAAAACCAGAAGUUAUUGAUGUAACCAAGAAUUCAGUUAGUCUAGUCUGGAGCAAACCAAAACAUGAUGGUGGCAGCAAACUCAUUGGAUAUUAUGUUGAAGCCAUAAAGUUACCUGAAGAUAAAUGGAUACGGUGCAAUACAAGUGCCCACAAUGUCCCCAAAGAAGAAUACACAGCAUCUGGACUGGAAGAGGGUGUUCAGUACCAGUAUAGAAUUAUUGCAAAGACAGCAGUAAACAUCAGCCGACCAUCUGAACCCUCUGAUCCAGUCCUUGUCUCAGCAGAAAAUGUCCCACCAAGAGUAGAGAUUGGGCUUCAAAUGAAGCAUCUUUUGCCUGUAAAAGCUGGAGUGAAUGUUUGUCUUGAGGCUGAAGUUUUUGGAAAACCAAUGCCGACUGUUGUAUGGAAGAGGAAUGAAGAGGUCUUAAAGCCUGUUGAAGGUCUAAAAAUGUCACAGAAAAGACAUCUGUUCCUCCUGGAGUUGUCGUCAGUGACACGAAAACAGACAGGAGAGUAUACCAUUCUGGCAGAAAAUGCCAGUGGCUCAAAAUCAGGGGAAAUUCAGCUGCAAGUUCUGGAUGUACCCGGUCCACCAGCUUCUAUGAAAUUUGGGGAUGUGUCAUCAGAUCGUGUCCAUCUACUUUGGGAACCACCUACUGCAGAUGGCGGCUCUAAUAUCACAAACUAUAUUGUAGAUAAACGUGAAACUAGCAGGGCAAACUGGGCUCAGGUCACAGCUAAAAUCAGUGGUAAAACCACAGAAUACACUGUGGAGAAGCUGAUUGAGGGUCAUGAGUAUCAGUUCCGAGUCCGCGCUGAGAACAUGUAUGGGGUUGGAGACCCUAUUCUGUCCAGUCCUGUUGUUGCUAAGAAUCCUUUUGAUGUUCCUGGGACUUGCGAUCCUCCUGUUAUCACUAAUGUUACAAAGGACCAUAUGACUGUCAGCUGGAAGGAACCUGCUAAUGAUGGUGGAGAUGCCAUUCUAGGAUAUAUGGUUGAGAAGCGUGAAACGAAAGAGGGCAACUGGACAAAACUCAACAGGAAGCCAGUGACAGAAAGAACCAUUGAGGCUAGUGAUCUCACAGAAGGAGCAGAGUAUGAAUUCAGAGUUAGUGCUAUGAACAGAGCUGGCUUAGGCAAGCCAAGUGAUCCUUCAAGUGCCACCUUUGCACGUGAUCCUUUGAAUCCCCCCAGCCCACCUGUUUCUCCGAUGGUUGUUGACACAACACACAGUACAAUUAGUUUGUCCUGGUCAAAGCCUGCCAGUGAUGGUGGCAGUGAAAUCUUGGGCUACUUGGUUGAAAUCAAGAGAGCAGAUGGUAGAGACUGGAUAAGGUGUAAUGUACCUAAGAAUCUUCUGGAGACAAACUACAUUGUUACUGGACUUCUUGAUAAUACUGAGUACCAGUUCCGUGUGUCUGCUGUGAACAAAGUUGGGUUCAGUGAACCAAGUGAAGUUCCAGAAACACAUGUUGCAAAGGACAUUUUGGUUGCCCCUGAAGGGUUGCUUAGUGAUGAGCUGAAGGAAACACUGGUGCUCCGUGCUGGCGUCACAAUGAGACUAUAUGUCCCACUGAAAGGCCGACCUGCUCCUAAAGUGACCUGGGCAAAAAUGAAUACUAAUAUUAAGGACAGACUAGGAAUCGUGAUAAAGACAACUGAGUGGGACACUCUGGUAUAUGUUGAAAACGUAAACAGAUAUGAUGCGGGAAAAUAUGUCUUGUCUUUGGACAACAGUUGUGGAAUGAAGAUGUAUACAAUUGCUGUCAAAGUUCUUGACACUCCUGGACCACCUGUCAAUCUGAUGGUCAAAGAGACGUCCAAAGACAGUGCAUAUAUCACCUGGGAUGCUCCUCUAAUUGAUGGUGGAAGCCCUGUGAAGAGUUAUAUUGUUGAGAAACGUGAUGUAGAGAGAAAGGCAUGGUCCACUGUUAGCACUGACUGUGCAAAAACAUCUUUUAAAAUUGAAAACUUGGUGCCAGGCAGGUCUUACAGUCUUAGGGUCUUAGCUGAAAAUGAAUAUGGCAUUGGGGAGCCAUGUGAGACAGCAGAUGCUAUAAGGGCCACAGAACAACCUGGACCAGUAAUGGACUUCAAGGCCAUUCUGGUUACAAAGGAUUCCUGCACCCUUGGCUGGAAGAAACCACUGUGUGAUGGUGGAAGCCGUAUUAUUGCAUAUGUGCUGGAAGUCUUAAAUGAUGAAGAUAAAUGGAGGGGAUUGAUGAAAUCAAAGAAUAUGCAGUACAGUGCCAAAGAUCUUGUAGAAGGAAGGGAAUAUACCUACAGAGUAAAAGCAGUGAAUGAUCGUGGAGAAAGUACAGCAAAGGAACUUACAAUUGUAGCUAAGGAUCUUGUUGUUCUACCUGGAUGUGACUUGCGAGAUUUGCCAAAUUUGUGCUACAUUGCAAAGGAAGGAAGUACUGUUCGUCUGAAGAUCCCAAUAAGUGGAAAGCCUGCACCCACAGUCACAUGGAAGAAGGGUGAAGAUGUUACUUUAACAGACACUGGAAGAGUUUCUGCAGAGUCUACUGCUGUCAACACAACUCUGCUAAUUCAUGACUGCCAAAGAGGUGAUGCAUCAAAAUACACCAUUACUCUCAAAAACAGCGGUGGCACCAAGGAAUCAACAAUCUUUUUCAGAGUGGUUGGAAAACCAGGAAUACCCACAGGACCAGUCAAAUUUCAUGAAAUCACAUCUGAUGGAAUCACCCUAAAAUGGGGUACACCAAAGGAAGACGGUGGAUCAGAAAUAACCAACUAUAUUCUUGAGAAAAGGGAUUCCACAACCAACAUGUGGGUUACCUGUGCUACAGAUGUGAAGGAAAACACCAUAAGAGUAACAAAUCUCCAUGAAGGAACAGGAUAUACAUUUAGAGUGUCUGCAGAAAAUAAGUACGGAGUUGGAGAGGGCCUAAAGUCCGACCCUGUUGUGGCUAAGCAUCCAUUCAAUGUUCCUGAUGCCCCACUUCCACCACAAAUUAUGAGUAUGCGACAUAACUGUGCAACAUUGGCAUGGUCAGACCCAAGGAAAACUGGAGGCUCUCCAAUUACUGGCUAUCAUGUUGAAUUCAAGGAAAGGAAUAGUCAGUUAUGGAAGAGAGCAAGUGAGACACCUCUGAAAAUGAAGGAACACAGGGUGACUGGUCUAACUGAAGGCCUUGAGUAUGAAUUCAGAGUCAUGGCCAUAAACAAAGCAGGUGUUGGAAAGCCAAGUUUGCCAACAUCACCACAUGUUGCCCUGGAUCCAAUUGAUCCUCCUGGUAAACCCGAUGUUAUUAGCAUUACAAGAAGUACUGUAACUCUUGUGUGGACUGAACCCAUGUCGGAUGGAGGACACAGAUUGACUGGCUACAUUGUUGAGAGACGGGAUCUGCCUGCAAAAGUCUGGGUGAAGGCUAAUAAUGUCAAUAUUUUGGAUUGUGCGUUCACGGUGACUGACCUUCAAGAAGGGUGUAAAUAUGAAUUCAGAAUUCGUGCAAAGAAUGCAGCUGGGGCUAUUAGUCCACCAUCUGAACAAACUGAUACACUUAUAUGUAGAGAUGAAUUUGCGGCACCAACCAUCACAAUUGAUCCAACUAUAAAGGAGGGACUUGCUGUUAGAGCUGGUGAUACUAUUGUGAUAACAGCAACAAGCAUUCUUGGAAAACCUCUCCCAACUUCUGCAUGGUCUAAAGGUGGAAAAGACUUCAAACCAUCAGAUAUCUGUCAAAUUGAAAGUACUCCAACAUCAUCUACACUAUCCAUCAAGUAUGCCAGCAGGAAGGAUUCUGGUGAAUAUACUAUUUCUGCCAGCAACCCAUUUGGCAUUAAAGAAGAAAAUGUUAGAGUAAAAGUACUGGAUGUACCUGGCCCACCAGGACCUAUUCAAGCAAGCAGUGUAUCUGCUCAAAAGGUUACUUUGACAUGGUCAGCACCACAUGAGGACGGAGGCUCUCCAAUCAGAUCUUACACUCUGGAGAAGAGGGAAAGCAGCCGCCUUCUUUGGACCAUACUUGCUGAAAAUGUCAUGGAUUGCCAUUUUGUUGCAACCAAGCUUAUCCAGGACAAUGAAUAUGUAUUCCGUGUCUCAGCUGUGAACCAGUAUGGUACUGGUGAUUCAACACUGUCUGAACCAGUGAAAAUGGUGGAUAGCUUUGGCCCACCAGGUCCUCCAUCAAAACCAGAAGUUGACAACGUGAACAAGACCUCAGCAACAAUUUCAUGGAAGAGACCAGUAGAUGAUGGAGGUAGUGAUAUAAUUGGCUACUGUGUUGAACGGAAAGAAAGAAAAGGUAUGAGAUGGAGCAGAGCUUCAAAGAAAUCCAUCCCUGAUCUCCAUUACCAAGUGCAAGGUCUUACUGAAGGAGUUGAAUAUGAAUUCCGAGUGACUGCAGAGAACAAAGCUGGCUUUGGAGAGCCUAGUGAGCCAUCACAGGCUAUCAUGGCUAAGGGUGUGGCAAAUGUACCUGGGCCUCCAUCAAACCCAAGAGUUACUGAUACAACUAAAACUACAGCUUCAUUGCACUGGGGAAGACCUCAUGAUGAUGGUGGACUUGACAUCAUAGGAUAUAUUGUUGAGCAUAAGAAGGAAGGAGAUGAAGAAUGGGUAAAAGACACAACAGGCACUGCACUGAGAAUUACUGAUUUUGUUGUGGCAAGCCUUCAGUCUGGAGGAAAGUACAAUUUCAGAGUCAGUGCAAUGAAUGCAGUAGGGGUUGGUGAUCCAGCUCAAAUCGAGGAACUUGUUGAACUUGUAGAUCGUGAAGAAGUUCCAGACUUUGAACUUGAUGCUGAACUGAGAAGAACCCUUGUAGUGAAGGCUGGAGGCUCCAUACGUAUUUUUGUACCAAUCAAAGGUCGCCCAACUCCUAAAGUCACCUGGUUGAAGGAGGAUAUGCCUCUCAUAGGUCAUGCUCACAUUGAUACCACUGAGUCAUAUACUCUCCUCGUCAUCCCUGAUUGUACUAGGCAUGAUGCGGGAAAAUACAUCCUGACAGUGGAAAAUCCUGCUGGCAAAAAGUCAGGAACUGUAAUAGUCAGAGUUCUGGAUUCACCUGGACCUCCAAUAAACUUGAAGCCAACAGAAAUUAACAAAGAGAGCAUCUCUCUCAAGUGGGAAAUGCCUAUAAUUGAUGGUGGCUCAAAGAUUACCAACUAUAUCAUUGAGAAGAGAGAAGCUACCCGAAAGGCUUAUGCCACAGUAGUUGCAAAUUGUCCAAAGUGUUCUGUUAGAGUUCCAAAUCUGGCAGAAGGAUCAGAGUAUUACUUCAGAGUACGUGCUGAAAAUGAAUUUGGCAUUGGUGAGCCAGUUGAAACUUCUGAUCCAAUAAAAGCCUCUCAAGCACCUACUGCUCCUGAAAUAGUUAACAUCACAAAUGUUACAAAGAAUUCUGCAACUCUUGCUUGGACAAAACCAAAACAUGAUGGUGGCAGUAGAAUCACUGGAUAUGUAAUUGAGGCUCAAAAGAGGGGUACAGAGCAAUGGACCCAUUUGUCUACUGUGAAGACACUUGGAUACAUAGCAAAUAAUCUCAAUGAAAAUGAGGAAUAUGUCUUCAGGGUAAUGGCUGUGAACAGCUCUGGCAGAAGUGAUCCUCGUGAAAGCAGACCUAUUGUUACUAAGGAAGAAACCGCUGGACCUGAAUUUGACCUAAGUGGAAUCUUCCACAGAUUAGUAAUCGCUAAGGCUGGAGAUGAUGUCAAAGUUGAGAUUCCGGUUUUGGGUCGUCCAAAGCCUUCAGUUUCUUGGCAGAAGGAUGCUCAAGCCCUGAGACAGACACAGAGGGUAAACACAGAAGAUACUUUGACAUCAACUAUCCUGAAUGUUAUUGAAUGUACAAGGAAUGACAGUGGACAGUACUCGAUGACAGGGAAAAAUAUACUUGGCACUGUGACGGAUCACAUUACACUCAAAGUGCAUGAUGUGCCUGGACCUCCUAGAGGACCAAUUAAGUUAGACAAAGUUUCCCGUGACUUUAUCACAAUAUCAUGGGAUUCCCCUGAUAAUGAUGGAGGUGUGCCAAUUAACAAUUACAUUGUUGAAUUGCGAGAGACCACAGGUACAAACUGGGUAGAGUUGUCUACAUCAGUAAUCCGAACAACAUUUAAAGCUGCUGGUCUUACAACAGGAGUUGAGUAUCAGUUCCGUGUUAAAGCUAAAAAUCGAUAUGGUGAGGGGCCUCCAAUCACCUCAGAAUCAGUGGUUGCAGCAUAUCCCUUCAAGAUUCCUGGACCACCAGGUACUCCACAAGUAAUAGCCUUCACUAAAGACACGAUGACCAUUUCCUGGAAUGAACCCAUUUCUGAUGGAGGAAGUGAAAUCUUAGCAUAUCACAUUGAAAGGAAAGAGAGGAGUAGUAUCGUGUGGCAAAGAAUCAGCAAGGCUGUUGUAGGAAACAUUUUCAAAUCUUCAGGACUGGAAGCUGGAAUGGCUUAUGAAUUCCGUGUUUUAGCUGAAAAUAUAGCAGGUGUGGGUAAACCAAGCAAGUCGUCAGAGCCAAUGUUAGCCCUUGAUCCAGUGGAUCCACCAGGCCAACCGGUAGCAGUUAUCGUUACUAAAAGUGCAGUAACUCUUGAAUGGACAAAGCCUGAAUAUGAUGGUGGGUUCAAAAUAACUGGGUAUACUGUUGAAAAGAAAGACUUACCAGAUGGACGUUGGCUCAAGGCUAACUUUACCAACAUUAUUGAUACCACAUUCACUGUAAGUGGACUCACAGAAGGUGCGUCAUAUGUAUUCCGUGUUUGUGCCCGGAAUUCGGCUGGUGCUGUGAGUAACCCAUCAGAACCAACAGAUCCUAUUUCUUGCAAAGAUGACAUUGAGGAGCCUAGAAUUAUGGUUGAUGCUAAGUUUAAGGAUACCAUACUAGUGAAAGCAGGAGAAGCCUUCAAACUUGAGGCAGAUGUCACUGGCCAACCACGACCCUCUAUGGUUUGGGAGAAAGAUGGAAAGGAAUUGGAAAAUACAAUCAAAUUACAAAUGAAAAUGGCAGAUUUUGCUACAACUUUGAUUAAUAAAGACUCGUUGAGGAGGGAUGGAGGUUCACUCACUUUAACUGCAAGUAACUCAGGUGGAUUUGCUAAGCAUAUCUUCAAGGUUACAGUCCUUGAUAGACCAGGGCCACCAGUGGGACCGCUUGCUGUUACAGACCUCACUGCUGAGAAAUGUGUAAUUACAUGGUUACCACCAUCAGACAAUGGAGGAGCAAAAAUUGAGCAUUACAUCGUUGAAAAGCGUGAAACAAGUCGACUUGCAUGGACAAAUGUAGCAUCCGAUUUGCAAGUCUCCCAGUUCUUAGUGACCAAGCUGCUAAAAGGAAAUGAAUAUAUCUUUAGAGUCAUGGCUGUCAAUAAAUAUGGAGUUGGAGAGCCUCUUGAAUCUGAACCUGUUGUUGCUACCAAUCCCUAUGUUCCACCUGAUCCCCCACAGGCACCUGAAGUAACAGCUAUCACAAAGGAUUCAAUGGUGGUUUGCUGGGGAGCUCCAAAGAGUGAUGGUGGAAGUAGUAUUUCCAACUAUAUAAUUGAACGAAGAGAUAAAGUUGGUCAUCGCUGGCUGAGAUGCAACAAGAAGACUGUCACUGAUUUGAUGUAUAAAGUAUCUGGACUUAUGCCAGGUCAUGAAUAUGAAUUUAGAAUUUUUGCAGAAAAUGCUGCUGGUGUAAGUGGACCCAGUCCUUUAAGUCCAUUCUACAAGGCUACCGACGCACUAUUCAAGCCUGGCCCCCCUGGAAAUCCUAGAGUCUUGGACACAACAAAGUCAUCAAUCACUCUUGCAUGGAACAAGCCAUUGUAUGAUGGAGGUUCUGAUAUCACAGGCUAUAUUGUUGAGACCUGCCUACCAACAGAGGAUGAAUGGUCCAUUGUAACCCCAAAAGAAAUGUGGGUGGGUACAUCAUUUACAAUUACUAAUUUGAAGGAAAAUCAAGAAUACAAAAUCAAUAUUUCAGCUGUUAACUCUGAGGGGGUUGGAGAGGCUGCUUCUGUUCCUGGAACACCAAAGGCAGAGGACAGACAGCUUCCACCAGAAAUUGAGCUUGAUGCUGACCUUCGUAAAGUCAUCAACAUUAGAGCCUGUAACACGUUGAGGUUGUUUGUACUCAUAAAAGGAAGACCAGCUCCUAUGGUGAAAUGGACAAGAGAAAAUGGGGAACCUAUUGAAAGAGCAACCAUUGAAAAUACAACAUCUUUCACAUCAGUAAUUGUUGAAAAUGUCAAUAGGUCUGACAGUGGAAAGUACUUGUUGACUGUGGAAAACAGUUCAGGAAGCAAGACAGCCUGUGUUAAUGUGAGAGUAUUGGAUACCCCUGGAGCACCAACCAAUCUGAAAAUCCAGGAGGUUACCAAAGAGUCUGUCUCACUCAUCUGGGACCCCCCUCUUAAUGAUGGUGGCACAGUCAUUAAGAAUUAUAUUGUAGAAAAACGUGAAGCAACAAGAAAAGCAUACUCCACAGACAUGGCCAAUUGUCACAAAACAAGCUGGACAGUUGAUCACCUGCAGGAGGGAUGCAAUUAUUACUUCAGAGUUCUAGCUGAAAAUGAAUAUGGAAUUGGUCUGCCCAUUGAAACUACGGAGUCAGUCAAAGUAUCUGAAAAACCACUCCCUCCAGGAAAAAUCACCCUACAAGAUGUCACAAAGAAUAGUGUCAGUCUGUCAUGGGAAAAGCCAGAGCAUGAUGGAGGAAGCAGAAUCGUAGCAUAUGUUGUUGAAAUGCAAGGCAAAGGAAGUGAAAAGUGGACGCAGUGUGUGAUUGUAAAAGGUACUGAAGCAGUUGUUACUGGACUAACACCUGGUGAAGAAUAUAUGUUUCGGGUAUUAGCAAGAAAUGAGAAAGGAACAAGUGAUCCUCGUCAGUUUGGUGUCCCAGUCAUGGCCAAAGAUCUUCUGAUUAUUCCUGCUGUUAAGCUGUUAUUCUCUACAUUCAGUGUUUUGGCAGAAGAAGACUUGAAGAUAGACAUUCCAUAUGUUGCUCGUCCAAAGCCAGCAAUUUCUUGGCACAAAGGCAGCGCAUCUCUCAAGCAAACUACCAGAGUUCAUUUUGAAGCAACUGAAAACAAUUUGUGUCUUAUGAUCAAGGAGGCAUGCAGAGAUGAUGUUGGAAAGUAUAUCAUUAAACUGUCUAACACAGCAGGUGAAACAACAACAGAACUUGGUGUUGUUGUUCUUGACAAACCUGGCCCACCAACUGGCCCUGUGAAAGUGGAUGAGGUCACUUCAGCCAGCAUCACAUUUUCUUGGAAGCGCCCCGAGUAUGAUGGUGGUUGCAUUAUUAGCAACUACAUUGUAGAAAAGAGAGACACAUCAACUACAAACUGGCAAAUUGUGUCUGCAACAGUUCCUAGAACAACAAUUAAAGCUGCAAGGUUAAAGACUGGCUGUGAAUAUCAGUUCAGGAUUACUGCUGAGAACCGAUAUGGAAAGAGUGCAUAUCUUGUCUCAGACUCUGUGGUUGCUCAAUAUCCAUUCAAACUUCCAGGCCCUCCAGGAACACCCUUUGUGCAUGCUUCUACAAAGGACAGCAUGGUAGUAGUGUGGAAUGAGCCUGUCAUAGAUGGAGGGUGCAGCAUAUUAGGAUAUCAUCUUGAGAUGAAGGAAAGAAAAAGUAUUCUUUGGAUGAAACUGAAUAAGUCACUAAUACAAGACACAACAUUCAAGACUAUUGGCCUUGAAGCUGGACUUGAAUAUGAGUUCAGGGUUUAUGCUGAAAAUAUUAUGGGGAUUGGUAAAGCCAGCAAACUAUCAGAAGGCUAUAUUGCUAGAGACCCAUGUGAUCCUCCAGGCACUCCUGAGGCUAUCAGUAUCACAAAGAAUUCCAUUACCAUCAAAUGGACAAAGCCAGAAUAUGAUGGCGGCAGCAAAGUUACUGGCUAUAUUGUUGAGAAGAAGGACUUGCCCGAGGGGCGUUGGAUGAAGGCCAACUUCACAAAUGUAAUUGAGACCGAAUAUGUUGCAACUGGGUUAGUUGAAGACCAGAAAUAUGAGUUUCGUGUCAUAGCAAGAAAUGCUGCAGGUGUUUUCAGUAAUCCAUCUUACAGCACGGGACCUAUCACUGCAAAGGAUGAAGUGGAUCCACCUCGCAUUAGCAUAGAUCCAAAAUACACUCAAACUAUUGUUGUACAUUCUGGGGAAGCAUUCAGAAUUGAUGCUGAUGUUCAUGGAAAGCCAACACCUACUAUCCUCUGGAUGAAGGGAGGUCAAGAGCUUGGAAAUACAUUAUACCGUGAAAUAAAAAACACAGAAAUCAGGGCAUGUUUGAGUGUAAAGGAAGCUAAACUCAUUGAUGGAGGACAGUAUACUUUGCUAUUAAAGAACCUUGGAGGAGAGAAGUCUGUAAAUGUCACAGUCAAGGUCCUGGAUAGACCUGGUCCGCCUGACGGUCCUAUACAUAUCCAUGGUGUUAUGAGUGAUCAAUGUUCCAUUGCCUGGAAAGUACCACUGCAAGACGGAGGCAGUGACAUAUCCCAUUAUAUUGUUGAAAGGAGAGAAACAAGCAGACUAGUUUGGACACUUGUUGAAGCAAAAGUACAUGCACUUAAUCUAAGAAUCACAAAGCUUUUGGAAGGAAAUGAGUAUGUCUUCCGUGUCUUGGCUGUAAACAAAUAUGGAGUUAGUGAUCCACUUGAAUCUCAAGCUGUAGUUGUUAAAAAUCAAUUUGUGGCUCCUGAUGCACCCAAGAAUGUUGAAGUUUCCAAUGUCUCAAAGGAUUCAAUGGUGGUAACUUGGGAAGGACCUACAAACGAUGGUGGCAGUCCAAUUACAGGAUUUAUUAUUGAAAAACAUGAUAAAGAAGGAGUAAGGUGGACCAGAUGCAAUAGGAAUAUAGUUAAUGACCUGUGCUUUAAGGUCACUGGACUUCUUGAAAAUCAUAAUUAUGAAUUCAGAGUUGCAGCUGAAAAUGCAGCUGGCAUUGGAGAACCAAGUUCGCAAUCUGUUUACUAUAGGGCUUUAGAUCCCAUUUUCAAACCUGGCCCACCAAAUAAUCCUAAAGUGACAGAUGUAUCACGAUCAUCUGUAUUCCUUUCAUGGGGAAAGCCUAUAUAUGAUGGUGGUUGUGAGAUCCAGGGAUAUAUUGUUGAGGCAUGUGAAGCAAAAUCAGAAGAAUGGACAAUGUGCACUCCCCCAACAGGCAUUAAAAAAUUACAAUAUGAAGUGGAAAAACUUAAAGAAAAGCAAGAGUAUAAAUUCAGAGUCUGUGCAAUAAACAAGGCUGGUGUUGGUGAGCAUGCUGAUGUCUCUGGAACCAUUAUUGUUGAAGAGAAAAUGGAAGAACCAUAUCUUGAUAUUGAUCCAAACCUCAGGAAGACCAUUAGUAUCAUAGCAGGAGGCUCCCUCAGGGUAUUCAUUCCAAUCAAAGGCUGCCCUGCCCCCCAAAUUAAAUGGGAAAAAGUUGAUGGUAAAAUCCGGGAUACAGCGCAGAUUGAGGUUACCAGUAGCUAUACAUGCCUUGUAAUUGACAAUACUAACAGAUUUGAUAGUGGGAAGUAUACUAUCACUGCAGAAAAUACCAGUGGAUCAAAAUCCGAAUCCAUUUCUGUCAGAGUCCUUGACACUCCAAGUGCUCCAGUCAACCUCAAAAUAAAGGAGAUUACAAAACAGUCUGUAACCCUUACGUGGGACUCACCUGCAUUGGACGGUGGAGCCAAAAUAAAAAACUAUAUCAUUGAAAAACGAGAAAGCACAAGAAAGGCUUAUGCUGCAGUUGUAACUAAUUGCCAUGCAUUUUCAUGGAAAGUUGAACCUCUUCAGGAAGGCUGCAACUAUUACUUCAGAGUUCUUGCUGUAAAUGAACAUGGGAUUGGCUUACCAGCAGAAACAACUGAUCCCAUUAAAAUAUCAGAAGUGCCACAGUCACCUAGGAACUUCACUGUUGUUGAUGUAACUCGUAAUAGUGUUUCUCUUGCCUGGGAGAAGCCUGAACAUGAUGGUGGAAGUAGAAUCAUGCAAUAUCUGGUAGAAAUGCAAGUUAAGGGCAGUGAGAAAUGGUCUGGCUGUACAAAUGUCAAAACCCUUGAGACUGUCAUCAGUAAUUUAGUCCAAGGAGAAGAAUAUUUGUUUAGAGUUAUUGCUAUCAAUGAGAAAGGGAAAAGUGAUCCAAGAACCCUUCCUGUUCCAGUACAAGCAAAGGACUUAGUCAUUGAUCCACAAAUACGACCUGCAUUCAGUAACUACAGUGUACAAGUUGGUAAAGAUCUCACAGUAGAAAUACCAAUAUUUGGACGUCCAAAACCGACAGUUGUUUGGAGCAAGAAUGGCGUAACUCUAACACAGACAACAAAAGUUAAUUUUGUUAACACUGCACAUCAUACAACUCUCAGUAUAAAAGAAGCAACACAAGAUGAUGGUGGCUUAUAUCAAAUUUCAGUUUCUAAUGUUGUGGGACAAAAGGAUGCAAUUGUUGAAAUCAUCACACUUGAUAAACCUGGUCCGCCAAGUGGCCCGGUAAGAUUUGAUGAAGUAAGUGUGGAAAGUGUCAAAAUCUCUUGGGAUCCCCCAAAAUACACUGGUGGAUGCCAAAUUUCAAAUUAUAUUGUGCAAAAGAGAGACGCCACCACUACCACAUGGGAGAAUGUGACGUGCACACUUGCCAGAACUUCACUAAAGAUAACAAGACUGAAAACUGGAGCAGAAUAUCAAUUCAGAAUAAUUGCUGAAAACAGAUAUGGAAAAAGUUAUGCUUUAGACUCUCGCUGUGUGGUUGCCCAAUAUCCAUACAAGGAGCCAGGUCCACCAGGGACACCAUUUGUCACAUCACUCUCAAGGGAUCAUAUGGUUGUGGAAUGGCAUGAACCUGUUAUAGAUGGAGGUAGUAGUGUUAUUGGGUACCAUCUGGAAAGAAAAGAAAGAAACAGUGUCCUUUGGACAAAGAUUAACAAGACACUCAUUCAAGAUACCCGCUUUAAGAACAGCCAUUUGGAAGAAGGUAUUGAAUAUGAGUUUAGGGUUACUGCAGAGAAUAUUGUUGGAAUAGGCAGAUGCAGUAAAGUCUCUGAGGGCUGUGUUGCACGUGACCCAUGUGACCCUCCUGGCACACCAGAAGCCAUCCAUGUGAGUAAAAGUUCAAUCACAAUUCAGUGGACUAAGCCUGAAUAUGAUGGAGGCAGUUCGAUUACUGGUUAUACUGUGGAAAAGCGGGACCUUCCAGAGGGACGCUGGAUGAAGUCCAACUUCACAAACAUCAUUGAGACUCAAUACACAGCUACUGGCUUAACUGAAGAUGCAAAGUAUGACUUCAGAGUUAUUGCAAAAAAUUCCGCUGGAACUAUCAGUAAACCAUCUUAUAACACAGGACCUAUCACAGCAAAGGAUGAAGUUGAGCCACCAACAUUCUCAAUUGACCCAGAGUACAGUCAGACUAUUGUUGUAAAUGCAGGAGAUACUUUUAAACUUGAUGCAGAUGUACAUGGAAAGCCAAUACCAACAGCCCAGUGGUUCAAAGGUGACAAAGAAUUUCAGAAUACUACAAGGUGUGAGAUCAAGAACACUGAUUUAAGGGCUAUGGUUGUUAUUAAAGAUGCAACCAGAAUUGAUGGUGGACAAUAUAUCCUGCAGCUAAGUAAUUUAGCAGGUACCAAAACCAUUCCUUUCAAUGUCAAAGUGCUGGAUAGACCAGGCCCAUGUGAAAGGCCCCUUAACAUCACUGGUAUAGCAAGUGACAAAUGUACACUGUCAUGGCUUCCUCCACAACAUGAUGGUGGUAGCAAAGUUUCUCAUUACAUAAUUGAAAAGAGAGAAACUAGCCGUCUUGCUUGGACUAUAGUUACAAGUGAUUGUCCUGCUCCAGUGUUCAAAGCAACCAAACUUCUAGAGGGAAAUGAAUAUAUUUUCAGGGUCAUGGCUGUCAAUCAAUAUGGCAUUGGUGAAGCAGUGGAAUCUUCAGCUGUCAUCAUGAAAAAUCCAUUUAUUCCACCUGGAUCUCCUCAAAUUCUGGAUGUAACAAAUAUUGCAAAAGAUUCCAUGACUGUCUGUUGGUCUGCACCCGAAACAGAUGGUGGAAGUGAAAUCAUUGGCUACAUUAUAGAGAAGAAAGACAGGUCUGGGAUCCGAUGGACAAAAUGCAACAGACAAAGAGUCACAGACUUACACUUCAGAGUAACAGGCUUGGCAGAAAAUCAUGAGUAUGAGUUUAGAUUAUCUGCUGAAAAUGCAGCUGGAACUGGAGAACCAAGUAUACCAACUCAGUACUACAAAGCUUGUGAUCCAACAUUCAGGCCUGGCCCACCAAGUAAUCCUCAUGUUGUUGAUACAACCAAAAAUUCUAUUUCAGUAGCAUGGGGUAAGCCCACUUCUGAUGGUGGCAGUGCAAUUCAAGGGUAUAUUAUUGAGAUUUGCAAAGCUGAUGAAGAGGAGUGGACUAUGUGCACCCCGCCAACAGGCUUGCGUGUAAAUAAGUUUGAAAUCACAAAACUUACUGAACAACAAGAAUACAAGAUUCAGGUAUGUGCUCUCAACAAGUUAGGUGUUAGUGAACCAGCUGUUAUUCCAGGAACAGCUAAACCUGAAGACAAAAAGGAAGCCCCAGAAAUCCACCUUGACUCUGAGCUCAGGAAAGGCAUUGUAGUUCGUGCUGGAGGGUCUGUAAGAAUUAAUGUACCUUUCAAAGGAAGACCAACUCCAGAGAUUCGCUGGUCUAAAGAUGAAGGGAAUUUACCUGAAAAAGCUCAGAUUGAGAAAGGUCUGAACUAUACACAACUUUCCAUUGAUUUAUGUGACCGAAAUGAUGCUGGAAAAUACACACUGAGCUUGGAAAAUAGCAGUGGGUCAGUCUCUGAAUAUGUAGCAGUCAAAGUGUUAGACACACCAUCAGCACCUUUGAAUCUUGUUGUUAAAGAUAUCAAGAAAGACUCUGUUACUCUUGUUUGGGACCCACCAUUGAUUGAUGGUGGUGCAAAGAUUAAGAACUAUGUUGUUGACAAACGUGAAUCAACCAGAAAAGCUUAUGCUAAUGUUACAACCAAGUGCACAAAAACAAGCUAUGUUGUUGAAAAUCUUGCAGAAGGGGCAAUGUAUUACUUCAGAGUUAUAGCAGAAAAUGAAUAUGGCGCUGGGUUGCAAACUGAAACAAAAAAUGCAGUCAAGGCAUCUGAGGUUCCUCUGCCAGUUUCUAAAGUAACUCUUACUGAUGUUAGUAAAACAAGUGCAUCUCUAGCAUGGGAUAAACCAGAGCAUGAUGGUGGUAGUAGGAUUGUGGGUUACUUAAUUGAAAUGCAGCCUAAAGGAACAGACAAGUGGGGUGUGGCAACCUCAGUGAAGACAUGUGAAGGCACUGUAAGUGGACUAACUUCUGGUCAAGAAUAUCUCUUCCGUGUUGUGGCCUACAAUGAAAAGGGAAAGAGUGAACCAAAGCUUUUAGCUGCUCCUGUUAUUGCAAAUGACCUGACUAUUGAACCCAGCCUAAAACUUCUGUUCAACACCUACAAUGUCAAAUCUGGGAAAGAUCUCAAAAUAGAAAUACCAGUGAUUGGCCGUCCCAAACCAGACAUUAAGUGGAUGAGAGAUGGACAAUCUUUGAAACCGACAACCAGAGUUAAUUAUUCACGCACACCAACCUGUGCUAUCCUUCAAAUUACAGAAGCAAAUAAAGAUGAUUUGGGCAAGUAUGAAGUCACUGCGACAAAUAGUGCUGGCACAGUAACAGAGGAAAUUGGAAUUAUAAUCCUUGACAAGCCUGGUCCACCAUCAGGCCCUAUUAAAAUAAAUGAAGUAAGCAAUAGCUUUGUCACCAUCUCAUGGGGAGCACCAGAAUACACAGGAGGUUGUCAAAUCAGAAAUUAUAUUGUUGAAAAACGAGACACAACUACCACCGAGUGGCAAAAUGUGUCUUCGACUGUUGCAAGGACAACUAUAAAAAUUUCCAAGCUAAACACCGGUGCAGAAUACCAGUUCAGAAUCUGUGCUGAAAAUCGGUAUGGAAAAGGUCCACAUUUAGACUCAUCUGCAGUUGUUGUGCAGUAUCCUUAUAAGCCUCCAGGGCCCCCGGCCACUCCACGUGUUACAUCAGCAACAAAGGAACAUAUGGUUGUUGAAUGGAAUGAACCAGUCAAUGAUGGGGGAAGUUCUGUGAUUGGUUAUCACCUUGAAAGCAAAGAAAGAAAAAGCAUUUUGUGGACAAAAUUGAAUAAGAUUCUCAUUACUGACACUAUGUUCAAAAUGAUUAAUCUGGAAGAAGGCACUGAAUAUGAAUUUAGAGUCUAUGCUGAGAAUAUUGUUGGCAUCGGUAAAUCAAGCAAAGUUUCAGAAUGCUUUGUAGCCCGGGAUCCAUGUGAUCCACCCGGUUGCCCUGAGCCUAUUAAAAUCUCCAAAGACCACAUCACACUUAAGUGGACAAAGCCUCAUUAUGAUGGUGGCAGUAAAGUCACUGGGUAUAUUGUAGAAAUGAGGGAAUUGCCUGAAGGUCGUUGGAUGAAGGCAAACUUCACAAAUGUAAUUGAGACUGACUUUACGAUUACAGGCUUAACAGAAAACCACAAAUAUGACUUCCGAGUUUUUGCACGAAACGCAGCUGGUGUUUUCAGUGAGCCCUCUGAAAACACUGGACCAAUCACUGCCACUGAUGAAAUUGAAGCCCCAAGAGCAUCAUUGGACCCAAAAUACAAGGAUACUAUUGUUGUUAAUGCUGGAGAAACAUUUUUCCUUGACGCUGAUUUCUAUGGCAAGCCAGUGCCUGAUAUUAUAUGGUUAAAGGAAGGAAAAGAAAUUGAUAAGACUACAUCAAGAAUGGAAGUCAAAACUACUAGUAAGCACACAAUGCUUGUAAUAAAAGAAUGUAUUAGAGUGGACAGUGGCCAGUAUGAACUCAGGCUUAGCAAUGCUGGUGGAACAAAAAACAUACCAAUCACAGUAAAGGUUCUAGAUCGACCUGGUAGUCCUAGUGGACCACUCAAUGUGACAGGUGUUACUGCUGAUCAGUGUUAUUUGUCCUGGAGUGAUCCUUCACAAGAUGGCGGUGCUAUUAUCUCACACUACAUUAUUCAGAAGAGAGAAACCAGUAGGCUAUCCUGGACUGUAGUUGACUCUAAUGUUAAGUCUAUUAGUUACAAGGUAACCAAGCUCCUGGCUGGCGAUGAAUACAUCUUCAGAGUCAUGGCAGUGAACAAAUAUGGCAUUAGUGAGCCACUUGAAUCAGAGCCUAUAACAGCUCACAGCCCGUUCAAGCUACCAAGUGCUCCUUCUACGGCAGAAGCAAGUGUUAUAACAAGGGAGUCAAUGGUUGUUACAUGGAAUCUUCCAGACAAUGAUGGUGGGACAGAAAUUCAAUGUUACCACCUUGAAAAGCGUGACAAAGAUGGUGUUAGAUGGACAAAAUGUAACAGACAGCUUUUAAAAGAUCUGUAUUUUAAAGUAACAGGACUUACAGAAGGACAUUUCUAUGAGUUCCGUGUUUCUGCUGAAAAUGAGGUUGGUGUGGGAGAAGUAAGUGAGCCAUCACUGUUCUACAGAGCAUGUGAUGCAACACAAGCACCUGGUCCUCCAAUCCAUCCUAAAGUGACUGACCAUUCCGCUACAACUGUGUCCCUAGCCUGGGGCAAACCACUCAGUGAUGGUGGUGCAUUUAUUAGGGGAUAUAUUGUUGAGAUGAAAGACAUUUCUCAGGAAGAAUGGAUUAUUUGCACCCCUCCAACGGGUAUACAAUCAACACACUAUACUGCAACAAAUCUGAAGGAGAAUGCUGAAUACAACUUCCGUAUCUGUGCAUUUAAUUCAGAAGGUGUUGGAGAGCAUGCGGAUAUACAUGGGUCUGUAGUGGCAGCUGAAAAAGUUGAAGCACCAGAGAUUGAAUUAGAUGCAGACUUGAGAAAAGUUGUUUCUGUACGUGCUAGUGGAACACUUCGGCUAUUUGUCACAAUCAGAGGAAGACCUGAACCAAAGGUCACAUGGGAAAAGGCAGAAGAAUCUUUGACAGAGCGUGCACAAAUUGAAGUCACAAGUUCAUACACUAUGCUUGUCAUUGACAACGUGAACAGAUUUGACAGUGGGAAAUAUCUUUUAACUCUUGAAAAUAAUAGUGGAGCAAAAUCAGCAUUUGUCAAUGUCAGAGUGCUAGACUCACCAAGUGCCCCUCUUAACUUUGAAGUUAAAGACAUCAAGAGAGAUUCUGUAACACUCCUUUGGGAGCCUCCACUUACUGACGGAGGAGCCAAGAUAACAAACUACAUUGUAGAGAAACGAGAAUCUACAAGAAAAGCUUACACCACAGUCACAAGUAAUUGUACCCAGAAUUCAUUCCAGAUUAGUGAGCUACAGGAAGGAUCUAUUUACUACUUCCGUGUGCGAGCCGUGAAUGAGCAUGGUCUUGGUUUAGCAGUAGAAACUAAAGAUCCAGUCAAGGUUUCUGAAGUACCUAUGCCACCAGGUAAAAUUUCAGUCGUGGAUGUGACCCGAAACAGUGUCUUCCUCUCCUGGGAGAAACCUGCUCAUGAUGGUGGCAGCAAAAUUCUGUGCUACAAUGUAGAGAUGCAGACUAAGGGCAAUGAUAAGUGGACUGUGAAUACUACAGUUAAGGUCCUGGAAGCAGCAAUCACCAGCCUUACAGCAGGUGAAGAAUAUUCAUUCAGAAUCAUUGCUUUGAAUGAAAAAGGCAAAAGUGAUCCAAAAGAACUUGGUGUACCUGUGAUCACAAAAGACAUUGAAAUUGAACCUUCAAUUCAUAAUUUAUUCAACACUUACAGUGUGAAGGCAGGGGAUGAUCUUACAGUUGAAGUUCCAUUCAGGGGGAGACCUAAACCAGUGGUUUCAUGGAAGAAGGAUGGACUCCCUCUCAAGCAAACAACCUCUGUAACAAUUCUGACAUCCACAACCUCAACUAAAAUAAUCUUCAAACAAGCCACCAGGGAGCAUGUUGGAAAAUAUGAAAUCACUGUAGCUAACACAGCUGGCACAAAAACAGCGGACAUUGGCAUUAUUGUUCUUGACAAACCUGGACCACCAGCAGCAAUUAAGGUAGAUGAAGUAAGUUCUGAAAGUAUAAAAUUGUCCUGGAAUCCACCAGAGUAUGAUGGUGGAUGUCACAUCAACAACUACAUCGUGGAGAAGAGAGAUACCAGCACUACAAUAUGGGAAAUUGUUUCAGCUACAGUUGCUAGAACUGCAAUUAAAGUUCCUCGUUUGACACAUGGAUCAGAAUACCAGUUCCGUGUUUACGCUGUAAACCGUUAUGGAAAGAGCCCUCAUAUAGAGUCCCCAGGAAUUACUGCACAGUAUACAUGCAAGCAACCUGGUCCACCAUCCACCCCUAGAAUUGCCCAUGCAACUAAGUCCUUUAUGAUUGUUACAUGGAAUGAACCAGUCAAUGAUGGUGGAAGCACAGUUAUUGGCUAUCACCUGGAGUAUAAAGAAAGAAGCAGCAUUAUCUGGACUAAGUUGAACAGAGGCAUCAUAACUGACACUGAAUUCAAAGUGAAUGCCAUUGAAGAAGGUUUGUUCUAUGAAUACCGUGUCUAUGCAGAAAACAUUGCUGGAAUUGGGAAAUCUAGCAAAGCCUCUGAACUGGUAGGUGCAAGAGAUCCAUGUGACCCUCCAGGUCAACCAACUGUUACAAAUGUUACUAGAACAUCGGUUUCUCUCUCUUGGACAAAGCCAGAGUAUGAUGGUGGUGCUAAGGUGACUGGUUACAUAAUCGAAUCUAGGGAAGUUCCAGAGGGUCGUUGGUUGAAGUGCAAUUUCACUAAUGUCCCAGAAACAUACUUUGAUGUUACAGGCCUUACGGAGGAUCAGAAAUAUGAUUUCCAUGUCAUUGCAAAGAAUGCAGCAGGAUUAUUCAGUGAGCCAUCUGAUAGUACAGGCCCUGUCAUAGCUAAAGACGAUGUUGAUCCACCACGAAUCAUGAUGGAUUUAAAGUUCAGAGAUGUUGUUUUUGUGAAAGCCGGUGAUGCUUUGAAAAUCAAUGCAGAUAUUGAUGGACGACCUCUCCCAGUUGUUUCAUGGACAAAGGAUGGUAAGGAGUUUGAGCCUCAGGCUAGAGUUCAGAUCUCAUCAACAGCCAGAAGCACUGGAAUAAUUGUUAAAGACUGCAUCAGAAGAGACUCUGGAAAGUAUGUUUUGACCUUACAGAAUAUUGCUGGAACAAAGUCAAUGGAAAUAAACUGCACAGUCCUUGACAAACCAGGACCAUCAGCUGGGCCACUGGAAGUCACUGGCCUUACAGCUGAAAAAUGUACAUUAACUUGGGGACCUCCUCAAGAGAAGGGGGGAGCAGAGAUCUCUCACUAUAUUGUUCAGAAACGUGAAACAAGUCACCUUGCCUGGACAGUAGUAUAUGGAGACAUGAAAGCUACAAGAUGUUCAGUUACUAAACUUCUUAAAGACAAUGAGUACAUCUUCAGAGUUCUUGCUGUGAACAAAUAUGGAGUUGGUGAGGCCCUGGAGAGUGAUGCUAUAAAAGUUGUUGAUCCAUUCACUUGUCCAUCUGCACCCAUAGAUGUAAAAAUUGCUGCUGUAUCAAAUGAAGCAAUGACAAUCUGCUGGACACAGCCAGCCACUGAUGGAGGUAGUGACAUUUGUGGAUAUGUGAUUGAAAGGCGUGAGAAAUCAAGCCUGCGUUGGGUUCGUGUAAACAAAAAGCCUGUAUGUGAUAUAGUGGUGCAGGCUACCAAUCUCCGUAAAGGAUCUGAAUAUGAAUUCCGUGUUUAUGCAGAAAAUGCAGCUGGGUUGGGUCCUCCAAGUUACCCUUCCCCAAUAACUAGGGCAGAGGAUCCACUUAUGGCACCAUCCCCACCAGAAAAGCUAAAGGUUAUUGAUUCCACUAAGAACUCUCUCACUCUUCUCUGGAACAAGCCGUUGUUUGAUGGGGGAGCCCCUGUCUCUGGAUACAGUGUGGAGUACAAGAAAGCAAAGGAUGAAGAGUGGAAGAUUGCUAUUCAAUACACAAGAAACACAGAGUUCACAAUCACUGGACUUGCAUCGGGAGAAGAAUAUAUUUGUGCUGUUAAAUCUAUCAAUAAAAUUGGUCCCAGCGAACCCAAAAUAACUACUGAGCCCCAGAUAGCUACAGAUAGAGAAGAAGAACCAGUAUUUGAUGUUGAUAUUGAAAUGCGCAAGACUCUGAUUGUGAAGCAUGGUAGCUCAUUUACUUUGACUGUUCCCUUCAGGGGAAGACCAGUACCUAGUGUAACAUGGAAUAAAGAAAAUGUAGAUCUGAAAGAAAGAGCAAGUACUGAUACAAGUGAUACUUGCACAUCAAUUACGCUAGAGAAAGCUACAAGAUAUGACUCUGGAAAGUACACUGUAACACUACAGAAUAGUGUUGGAACAGCUGCUUUGACAAUGGAGGUUAAAGUUCUUGAUUCUCCUGGGCCACCAUGUAAUGUUAAAAUUAAGGAUGUCACAAAGGACUCUGUUACAGUGACAUGGGAGGUGCCAGAAAAUGAUGGCGGUGACCCUGUUAAGAACUAUCAUGUUGAGAAACGUGAAGCUAGCAAAAAGGCAUGGGUGAGCAUCACCAACAACUGCCAUCAUUUUACCUAUGAAGCGACAGAUCUGCAAGAAGGAGCCAUCUACUACUUCAGAGUGAUUGGAGAAAAUGAAUUUGGAGUUGGUAUACCUUCUGAGACCAAGGAUGGAACUAAGAUUACAGAAAAGCCAAGCCCACCUCUAAGGCUUGGUGUCACGGAUGUCACAAAAGAUAGUGUUUCACUGUCAUGGAGUAAACCAGAGCAUGAUGGAGGCAGCAGAAUCACCAGUUAUUUAAUUGAUGCUGUUGAAAAGGGUCAACAAAAGUGGGUGAAAUGCGCUGUGGUAAAAAGUACCAGUCACACUGUCCGAAGCCUAAGGGAAAAUGCUGAGUACUUCUUCAGAGUCCGAGCUGAAAACCAUGCAGGUCUCAGUGAUCCCAAAGAAAUGAUUGUCCCUGUGAUUGUAAAAGAUCAGCUUGAAUCCCCUGAGUUCGACAUGAAGAAUUUCCCUCAUAAUACUGUUUAUGUGAGAGCUGGUUCAAACCUGAAGUUUGAGCUCCCUCUUACUGGAAAACCAAUUCCGAAGGUCGCACUUUCAAGGGAUAAAAUUGCUGUGAAGUCAACCAAGCAUUUCAGCUAUGAAGUAAAUCCAGAGGGCCUCAUCUUUAAUCUUCAAGAAAGUGUUGCUAAUGAUGCAGGCAUAUAUGACAUCAUUGCUUCUAAUAAAAGUGGAACUACCAAGUCAUUUGUCAAAAUUUUGGUUCUGGAUAGACCUGGUCCCCCAGCUGGCCCUGUUGAAAUUAGUGAUGUCACUGAGACAAGCUUAGUCCUCAAAUGGCUUCCUCCUACGUAUGAUGGCGGUAGCCCAGUUACCAACUAUGUUGUACUUAGGCGUGAAACAAGCACUCCCACUUGGACGGAAGUGUCAUCUACCGUAGCAAGAAGCACAAUGAAAGUCAAAAAGCUGACUAAAGGAGAGGACUAUCAGUUCAGGAUCAAGGCAGAGAAUCGAUUUGGCAUCAGUGAUCACAUUGAUUCACAGACUGUCACAGCGAAGCUCCCAUACACAAUCCCAGGACCUCCAUCAACACCAUGGAUACAUUUUGUUUCAAGGGAGAGUCUAACUGUCUGCUGGAAUGAGCCUGUCAUAGAUGGUGGAAACCCUGUGUUUGGAUACCAUUUACAGAUGAAAGAGAGAAGCAGCGCACACUGGCAGAAGAUUAACAAAACUGCUAUCAGUGCAAUGCAAUUCAGAGUAACAAAUAUAUGCCCUGGCUUGAUUUAUGAGUUUAGGGUUGCAGGGGAAAAUGCAGCUGGCAUUGGAAAAUUGAGCAAAACAUCGGACGAAGUGCUUGCAAUUGAUGCCUGUGAGCCUCCAGCCAAUGUCCGUAUCGCUGAGAUUAAAAAGAGCUCCAUCAGUCUCACUUGGCAGAAGCCUCCUUUUGAUGGUGGUAGCAAAAUCACUGGAUACACUGUUGAAAAGAGGGAUGCACCUAAAGGCAGAUGGUCAAAGGCUAACUUCACAAAUGUCAUUGACACUAAUUACACUGUGUCAGGAUUGAACGAGGGAGAAUCCUAUGAAUUCAGAGUAUUUGCUAAGAACACAGUUGGUUCCAUCAGUAACCCAUCUCUUAUUGCUGGACCAGCUACAUGCAUUGAUACUCAAGGUGCUCCAGAGAUAGACCUACCUCCAGAAUAUUUGGAUGUUGUCACAUACAAGGCUGGAGCAGCUAUCAAGAUUAGCGUAGGAAUCAUUGCCAAACCCUUGCCCACAAUUGAAUGGUUCAAGGAUGGAAAGAAAUUGAAGUCAAGUAGUCAGCUGUCAGUUGAGAGCACCUCAGAUACCUCAGGCGUUUUGAUCAAGGAUGCUACUCGUCUGAAUACAGGAACAUAUGAAAUCAAAAUCAAGAAUGCCUUGGGCUCAGCCACUGCCUCUAUCAGAGUACAAAUUCUGGAUAAACCUGGACCUCCUGUUGGACCAAUUCAAAUUACAUUGGCUACUGCAGACAAGAUUGCCAUAAUGUGGGAUCCUCCAGCAGAUGAUGGUGGUGGAAAAGUAACACAUUACAUUGUGGAAAAACGGGAAACAAGCAGAACUGUAUGGUCUGUCAUAUCUGAAGAACUGCAAAAAUGCCAUGUGUCCGUUGAAAAAUUGGUCAGAGGUGAUGAAUAUGAAUUCCGCGUUAGGGGUGUCAAUAAGUAUGGAGUCGGAGAUCCUUUGGAGUCUGAACCAGUUAUUGCCAAGAAUUCAUUUGUAAAUCCUGGGCAGCCUUCUACACCUGACGCCACAGACAUUACCAGAACAACAAUGGUAGUCAUCUGGGAGAAACCAGGUCUGGAUGGUGGCAGUAAUGUCACUGGUUACUAUCUUGAAAAACGUGAUAAGAAAAGCCUGCGGUGGUUAAGAGUUCUCAAAGAUCCUAUUCCUGAGACAACAUAUAAAAUCCACAAUCUUACAGAGGGAAAUUGCUAUCAAUAUCGUGUUUGUGCAAUCAAUAAAGCGGGAGAAGGUCCAUUUUCAGAUGUUUCUGACUUUUACAAAGCAGCUGAUCCUGUUGACCCACCAGAUGCACCAACAAAACUUAAAGUGGUUGACUCAACCAAAACAUCUAUCACCCUUGGGUGGAGCCCUCCAGAUUGUGAUGGAGGUAGUGAGAUUACCAGCUACAUUGUUGAACAAAUGGUGGCUGAAGGAAAGGAAUGGUCGGUGAUAAGCUCCAAGGGUGAAGUCAGAACCACAGAGUAUGUGGUAUCAAACCUUAAACCUGAAAUCGACUACUAUUUCCGCAUAUCUGCUGUUAACUGUGCUGGACGUGGAGAGCCAAUUGAGAUGACUGAGCCAGUGCAAGCUAAGGAUAUUCUUGAGGAAGCUGCGAUUGAUCACGAUGUUGCCAUGAGAACUCAUUAUAUAGUGAAGGCAGGAACUGAUGUGGAGAUCGUAAUUCCACUCAAGGGCAGACCUGCACCAAAUGUGAUCUGGAAGAGGGGAGAUAAGAACAUUGGCAGUGAUCCAAGAUAUGAAAUUCAUAGCAUGGACUCUUCAACUGUUCUGGUCAUUCCACAUGUCACUCGUGAUGACACAGACAAAUAUCUUCUUGAAAUUGAAAAUGGGGUGGGACAGCCAAAGAGAUUACCUGUAUCUGUUAAAGUGCUUGACACUCCAUCUGCUUGUCGCAAUUUAACUUUGAAGGAUGUCACUCGUGGUAAAGUAACACUGAGUUGGGAACCACCUCUUCUCAAUGGCGGUGCUGAAGUUACUAAUUACAUAAUUGAAAAAAGAGAUUCGACCAAGAGAUCUUUCUCCGCUGUUACAACUAAGUGUACCAACACAACAUAUACGAUUGAAGAACUCUCUGAGAAAGCAUCUUUCUUUUUCCGUGUGGCAGCUGAGAAUGAAAAUGGUGUUGGUGAUAAAUGUAAUACAAAAGAGCCAAUUAAGGCAACUGAAACACCUGGACCAGUUAAAGAUAUUUCUAUGAAGGACUCCACUAAAUCAUCAGUAACUUUACAGUGGACAAAGCCUGAUUAUGAUGGCGGUAGCAUCAUAACAGACUAUGUUAUUGAGAAAAAACUUAAGGGUACAGAGGAAUGGACACUUGCAGGCACCAGCAAACAUUUGGAAUACGAGGUCACAAAGCUUAAAGAACUUGCAAUUAUGGAUUUCAGAGUUUGCUCCAAGAAUGAGAAAGGACAGAGUGAUUUCACAGAAGUUGGACCAAUAACAGUGAAAGACUAUAUAAUUGCACCAGAGGCUAACCUUGAAGAUUAUCCAAGUGGUGAAAUCAGUGUCCGCAUUGGACAUAACGUGCAUAUUGAGUUACCAUAUAAGGGUAAACCAAGACCAACCCCACUGUGGUUGAAAGACAAUCUUCCUUUGAAAGAGAGUGAACAGAUCCGCUUUAAGAAAACAGAAAACAAAGUUACAAUCAUGAUUAAGAAUGUCCGAAAAGAAAAUGGUGGGAAAUACACUCUGACCCUUGACAAUAAUGUCUGUAGGAAAUCAUUCCAUUUACAAAUCAUCGUUCUAGGACCACCCUCUAAGCCCAUAGGUCCUAUCAGAUUGGAUGAAAUAAGGGCAGAAAGGAUCAUAAUAUCAUGGGAUGAACCAAAUGAUAAUGGAGGUGGCGAUAUCACCUGUUACAGUGUGGAGAAACGUGAUACUUCCCAGAAUGAUUGGAAAAUGGCUUGUUCAAGUGUAGUAGGGACAACAUUUAUAGUACCAAACUUGAUAAAAGGAACACAAUAUCAGUUCAGAGUGUGUGCCGAAAAUCGGUAUGGUGCAAGUGAACCUUUGCUUUCCCAAAAUGUGAUAGCCAAACAUGAGUUUAGACCAGCCGGUCCCCCAGGGCAGCCAGUUGUGUACAAUGUUACAAAUGAUGGCAUGACUAUCCAAUGGGAUGCACCGAUUUACGAUGGUGGCUCACCAGUCACAGGAUUCCAUGUUGAAAAGAAGGAACGGAACAGCAUCUUGUGGCAGAAAGUAAAUAUUGUAUUAAUAACUGAAAGGGAUUACAGAAUACUUGGCCUCAUUGAAGGGCUGGAAUAUCAGUUCCGGGUGUAUGCACAGAACAGUGCCGGCUUCAGCCGUGUCAGUGAUGCAAGCAGAUACACCAUGGCUGUUUCUCCCGUUGACCCACCUGGUACACCAGACUACAUUGACACAACAAGUGAAUCUAUUACCCUAAAAUGGGAUGCACCCAAACACGAUGGAGGUAGCAAAAUUGUGGCCUAUAAUAUUGAGAAACGUCAAGGGGAGUGUCGUUGGCUGAGGAGCAACUUCACUGAUGUCAGUGAUUGCCAGUUCACAGUUACAGGCCUUGCCUGUGGUGAGCGCUAUGAAUUCAGAGUAAUUGCCAGAAAUGCCAUUGGUACAGUUAGUCCACCUUCACAGUCCUCUGGUUAUAUUGUCGUCAGAGAUGAGAGUGUUUGUCCAAACAUUGAGUUUGGAAAGGAGUACUUCGAGGGUCUUACUGUCAAAGCAGGUGACCCUAUUAGGAUUAAAGUCAUGAUUACUGGACGGCCUGCACCUCAAGUCACAUGGCUUCAAGAUGGAAAGGAAAUUGACAAAAAGUAUGGCAUCACAACUAUCGCUGGUUCAAGCACAUUAUUCAUCAGAGAUGCUGAUCGUAGUCAUCGUGGUGUUUUUACUGUGGAAGCUAAAAAUAGCUCUGGAUCAAAGAAGGAGGCUAUUAAUGUCAAAGUCCUUGAUACACCUGCCGAACCUGAAGGGCCAAUUAUUUUCACAAACAUCUCAGAUGGAAAAGCAACUCUGUCAUGGAACCCUCCUGCAAAUGAUGGGUGUUCUCCUAUUUCCCAUUAUAUUAUUGAAAGGCGUGAGACUUCCAGAUUAUCCUGGACAUUUGUCUCAGACAGUUGUACGCAAUGCUCCUUCAAUGCUACAAAGCUGAUAAAAAGCGAUGAGUACCAGUUCCGUGUGUCAGCAGUCAACAAGAUUGGUAUAGGGAGACCACUGGACUCCAGCCCGAUCAUUGCACAAAUUCAAUUCACUGUCCCAGAUGCUCCUGGUACACCUGACUCAACUACCAUCACAGGAGACAGCAUUACCAUUUCAUGGACAGCACCUACAUCUGAUGGAGGAAAUGAAAUCAAACAUUACAUAAUAGAACAACGAGAGAAGAAGAGUAUACGUUGGGUAAAAGUAUCUUCAAAGAGACCAAUUACUGAGUGUGCACACAGAGUGGCAAACCUUACUGAAGGCAUUGAAUAUGAAUUCCGUGUAAUGGCUGUUAAUGAUGCCGGCAUUGGACAUGCUAGCAACAUAUCUCUACCUAUCCUAUGUAGUGAGCCAAAAUGUACACCCAGUGCUCCUACUGUGGUGAAUGUAACAGAUUCCACAAAGACAUCUGUUAGUCUAGAAUGGACAAAGCCAGUGUAUAAUGGUGGAAUUGAGAUCAGUGGCUAUAUCAUUGAGAUGUGCAAAAUGGGAGAAGAAGAAUGGAAGAAAGCUAAUGUAGAAAAUUGCACCAGCACAACAUAUACUGCGACAGAUUUGGAAGAGGGUGGAGAAUAUAUGUUCCGUGUCUGUGCUGUAAAUAGUGUUGGAAAGGGAAAAACCUGUGAAAUUCCUGACCCAGUACAAGCUGUGGACAGACUUGCAGCUCCUGAAAUUUGCAUUGAUGCAAGCUUCAAGCAGACACAUGUUGUGAAGAAUGGAGAAAGUGUCUAUCUUCAUAUUAAUUUCAAAGGAAAACCUACCCCUCAAGUUACAUGGGCUAAAGAAGAUGGAGACCUUGGUGUGAUGGCAGAUAUCACUACAACAGAAACAUCUAGUACCUUAGCCAUUGGCAACUGUGACAGAUAUGAUUCUGGAAAGUAUACACUCUCUCUUGAGAACAGUAGUGGCUCCAAAUCUAUUACACUUACUGUAAAGGUGCUAGACACACCUGGACCACCAGCUACACUUUUAUUCAAAGAUGUUACAAGAGGAGCCCUGACAUUGAUGUGGGAUGCUCCUGCUAAUGAUGGAGGAGCCCGUAUUCAUCAUUAUAUUGUUGAGAAACGUGAGGCAAGCCGUCGUAGUUGGCAGGAAGCCGGAGGAAAAUGCAUUCAUCCAACACUGAGAGUUAGUGAUCUUCUUGAAGGUGUACCAUACUUCUUCAGAGUCUUCGCAGAAAACCAAUACGGCCCAGGUGUAGCAUAUGAAAUGACAGAUCCAAUUAUUGCCACUGCAGAACCUGCUCCACCUAAGAGACUGGAUAUUGUAGAUACGACAGACUCUUCUGCUACUCUUGCCUGGUUAAAACCUGAACAUGAUGGUGGAAGCCGUAUUACAGGGUACAUAGUGGAAACUAAAGAAAAGGGCAGUGACAAAUGGGUUGUUGGAGGUCACACAAAGGACCUGUGCACCGUUAUUGAGGGAUUAGUGGAGAAUGCAGAAUAUGAAUUCCGUGUGAAGGCUGCAAAUGAUGCAGGUUACAGUGCACCAAGAGAAGCAUUAGCUUCUGUUAUUAUUAAAGAGCCUCAGAUUGAACCAACUGCUGAUCUGAGUGGUAUCACCAACCAGCUAAUUACAUGCAAGGCGGGCGGUACUUUCACUAUUGAUGUUCCUAUUAGUGGCAGACCAGCUCCUAAGGUAAUGUGGAAGCUUGAGGAAAUGAGACUGAAGGAAACAGACAGAGUCUCUAUCAAAACCACCAAAGAUAGGACCACAUUAUCAGUCAAAGACUCCAUGAGGGGUGAUGGUGGCAGAUAUUAUCUCACUCUUGAAAACAUCACAGGAGCGAAGACAUUCACAGUCACUGUCAAUGUCAUUGGUAGGCCUAGUCCACCCACUGGUCCUAUUAAAGUUUCAUCAAUAACAUCAGAGUCCUGUGAGUUGGCAUGGGAAGCACCUGAAGAUGAUGGUGGAACUGACAUCACCAACUACAUUGUGGAGAAACGGGAAUCUGGUUCAACUGCUUGGCAGCUUGUGAAUUCAAGUGUGAAACGGACAACUCUCAGUAUCUCCCAUCUGACUAAAUAUAUGCAGUAUACUUUCCGUGUCUGUGCAGAAAACAGAUUUGGUGUGAGCAAAUCUACUGAAUCUGAAGCCAUUGUUGCUGAGCAUCCAUUCGUUCCACCAAGCCCACCAACACGACCAGAGGUAAUCUCGGUUACUGCAAAUACUAUGGGAAUCCGCUGGGAGGAGCCGUAUCAUGAUGGUGGUAGUAAGGUGAAUGGAUAUUGGAUUGAAAGGAAGGAACGGAACACAAUCCUUUGGGUGAGGGAGAACAAGAUCCCUUGCUUUGAGUGCUUCUAUGAAGUAACUAAUCUUGCUGAAGGCCUUGAAUAUCAAUUCAGAGUUUAUGCAAUGAAUACUGCUGGUCUGAGCAAAGCCAGUGAAGCUUCAAAACGGGCAGUGGCACAGAAUCCUGUUGGUCCUCCUGGCAAACCAGAAGUGACUGCUGUGUCAAGUUCCACGGUAUCAAUAAAAUGGUCUGUACCAAUUAUUGAUGGUGGCAGCCAAAUUGUUGGAUACAUCAUUGAGCGCAAGCCAUACACUGUCACUGGAGAAGGACGCUGGUUGAAGUGCAAUUACACAAACGUUACAGAAACAAACUUCACUAUAACAGCACUGGGUGAGGAUGAAGAGUAUGAGUUCCGUGUCAUUGCCAAGAACGCCGUUGGAGUGUUCAGCACACCCUCAGCAUCAACAGGAGCUGUGAUGUGCAAGGCUGAAUACACUCCUCCUAAGGCUGAGCUGGCCAGCAAACUUCUCACAGAUACUGUCGCGAUCAGAGCUGGAUCCGACCUUGUGCUUGAUGCAUCUGUUGGUGGCAAACCUCAACCAAAAGUCUCCUGGGCUAAAGGGGAGAAGGAACUUGAGCUCUGUGAGAAGUACUCCCUCCAGUACACUAGCACACGUGCUAUGGCUAUUAUCAAGUUUUGUGACAGAAGUGACUCUGGAAAGUACAUCCUGACCGUAAAGAAUGCCAGUGGAGUUAAGACUGCUUCUGUCAAUGUCAAAGUACUUGAUACACCUGGGCCCUGUGACGGUAAUAUCACAAUCAGCAAUGUGUCAGAGAAUAAAUGUACAGUGUCCUGGAAUGCACCUUUGGAGGAUGGUGGAGACGCAGUCUCCCACUAUAUUGUUGAGAGACGUGAUACCAACAGACUGAAUUGGGUGAUAAUGGAGUCUGAGUGCAAGGCCACUUCUUGUAUCGUUACCAGAAUGAUAAAGAACAACCAGUACAUAUUCCGUGUUAAAGCUGUAAACAAGUAUGGACCUGGUGAAGCAAUACAGUCUGAACCUGUCUUUGCCAGAAACACAUUCACUAUCCCAUCACCCCCCGGACCACCAGAACUUAUUGCUGUCGGAAAGGAUCAUGCUAUUAUUGAGUGGUUGAAAUCUGAAAGUGAUGGUGGGAGUGAAAUUUAUACUUACCUUGUGGAGAAACGUGACAGAAAGAGUGUCAGGUGGAUCAAAGUUAACAGAGAUAUCACUACUACUGAGACAAGAUACAAAAUCACUGAUCUUCAGGAGGGCAGUAUUUAUCAGUUCCGUGUCACAGCUAUAAAUGCAGCUGGUGAGAGUGAACCAAGUGAAGUGUCAUUGUAUGCUGUCUGCAGGGAAGCAUCGUCUACUCCAGCACCUCCAUCAGUUCCUCGCAUUGCAGAUACUACUAAGACCAGCAUUAGUCUGGUAUGGACUAGACCAGUAGAUGAUGGUGGUGCUGAGGUAAUGGGAUAUGUCCUUGAGGUACAAGAGGAGGGAACAGAUGAGUGGACCAAAGCUCAUGAAAAGACUUUGAGAAACACAGAGUACACAGCAACUGGCCUUGCUAGCACCAAGAAGUAUUGCUUCAGAGUAGCUGCAGUUAAUAUCAACGGUGUUGGUGAAUUCAGUGAACCAUGCACAUCAACUGAACCUGUGGAAAGAAUUGAAACGCCUGAUCUUGAGCUUGAUGAUGAUUUGAAGAAGACUGUCUGCUUGAGAGCUGGAGGUUCUCUCCGCCUUUUUGUGACUUUGACUGGAAGACCGGUUCCAGUUAUCACUUGGAGCAAACCUGGUGUAGAUCUCCAGAACCGUGGAUUUAUUGAAGUAACAAGCAGUUAUACAACCUUGAUAAUUGAUAAAGUCCAUCGCUAUGAUGCAGGAAAAUACACAGUUGAGGCUGAGAAUGCAUCUGGAAAGAAGUCAGCCACGAUUCUUGUCAAGAUUUAUGAUACGCCUGGGCCACCUGGUCCAAUAAAGAUUAAAGAGCUCACAAAGGAUUCUGCUGUCAUUACAUGGGAUGCCCCAAUUGUUGAUGGGGGAGCACCAGUCAAUAAUUACAUAAUUGAAAGACGGGAAGCAUCUAUGAGAGCCUAUAAAACAGUGACAUGCAAAUGCAGCAAGACAGCAUACAAAAUUACCGGAUUAACAGAGGGAAUGCUGUACUAUUUCAGAGUCUGGCCAGAAAACAUAUAUGGAAUUGGUGAAUCGCGUGGAAGUGAUGACAUGGUUCUGGUGUGUGAAGUUCCCAUGGUUCCACAAAAACUGGAAGUUGUGGAUGUAACUAAGUCAACUGUGGUAUUGGCAUGGGAGAAACCAGUGCAUGAUGGUGGCAGCAGACUUACUGGAUAUAUAAUUGAAGCCUGCAGAUUUGGAACAGACAAAUGGAUGAGGGUGGCUACUUUGAAAUCAACAGACUUUGAGCAUACUGUUGUUUCACUGAAUGAGAAAGAACAAUACCUAUUCAGAGUGAGAGCUGUAAACAGCAGGGGAGCCAGUGAAGCAAGAGAGAUUGUAACUGCUGUGACUGUCGAAGAACAAAGAGUGCUGCCCAAGAUUGAUCUUUCUAGCCUUCCCAACAAGAUAAUCAAUGUACCAGCUGGGAAAAUGAUUGAACUCCUCAUUCCAAUCAGUGGCAGACCUCCUCCAGUUUGCUCAUGGUACUUUGGUGAUACUAAGAUGAAGGUAACUGACCGUGUGAAAAUUCAGAGCACAGGAACAUUCUCAAAAUUGACUGUGCAAGACACCACAAUUGAUGACACAGGUGAAUACACACUAGAGGUAAAGAAUGUCACAGGAACAGCCAUGGAAACCAUCAAAGGCAUCAUUCUUGCUAAGCCUGAUGAACCCACUGGGCCAGUCAGGGUCGAUGAAGUGGAUGCCACAUCUGUUACAAUCAGUUGGGAUCCACCUCUCAGGGAUGGAGGUGCACCCAUCAGUGGUUACGUUGUUGAACAGCGUGACGCUCACCGUCCAGGAUGGCUCCCUGUCUCUGAAUCUGUUAGUCGACCCACAUUCAAGUUUACCAGAUUGACUGAGGGAGAUGAAUAUGUGUUCCGCGCUGCUGCAACAAAUCGUUUUGGUACUGGAUCAUUCUUGCAAUCUGAAAUUAUAUGUUGCAGGAGUGCUAAGACCCUACCAGGUCCACCAGGCAGACCAGAGGUAUUUGAUGUAUCUCGUGAUGGCAUGACUGUUGCCUGGUUCCCACCUGAGGAUGAUGGUGGCUCCAAGGUGUCUGGAUAUAUCAUUGAGCGCAAGGAGGUCAGAUCUGAUAGAUGGGUGCGUGCUAAUAAGAAUCCAGUGACAAUGACAAGAUACAGAUCAACGGAUCUUAUUGAAGGCCUUGAAUAUGAACACAGAGUAACAGCUAUCAACUCAAGAGGCUUUAGCAAACCUAGCCUUCUCUCGAAACCAGCGGUGGCAACGGAUCCCAUUGAUCCACCUGGCACACCACAAAAUCCAAGAGUUACAGGUACCACUCAGACAUCUGUAUCAUUGGCCUGGAAUCCCCCUGAUGAAGAAGGUGGCUCUAAGGUUUCUGGUUACCUGAUUGAGAUGCAGAAGGUCGGCCAGUAUGAAUGGAUCAAAUGUAACAAAACACCCUCACUUAUUUGUGAGUACACAUUGACACAAAUGCCCCAAGGCGCUGAAUUCAAGUUCCGGAUUAUGGCAUGCAAUGCUGGUGGAUCUGGUGAGCCAGCUGAAGUCCCAGGAACAAUAAAAGUUACAGAAAUGCUUGAAUCUCCUGAUUAUGAGCUGGAUACAAAAUACAAGGAAGCAUUCAUUGUCAGAGAGGGUGCAGUCAUCAGACUUACUGUGCCCAUUAAGGGGAAACCAAUCCCUUCCUGCAAAUGGACAAAAGAUGGCUCUGACAUUUCUCACAGAGUCAUGAUUGCAUCUAGUGAUGAUCUUGCUGAGCUUGUGGUCAAGGAAGCUCAGAAAGAAGACAGUGGAACCUAUAAGCUUCUUCUGGAAAAUAAGUGUGGCAAGAAGGAAGUACACAUUAAUGUGAAAGUUAUUGGAUUCCCAGAUGCACCUCAAGGUCCACUAGAAUUUUCUGACAUCCACGCUCACUCCUUAAGAGUGAGUUGGAAAGCUCCUUCAAAUGAUGGUGGCUCUGAAAUUCUUGGUUACAUUGUUGAGAGACGAAAAGUCACCAAGGCAGCCUGGUACCCAGUAGAUUCAAGAGUGACUGAAACAUCUUUGGUCGUCAAGGGAUUGAAGGAAAAUGUUGAGUAUCACUUCAAAGUAACAGCUGAGAAUCAGGUUGGCAUGAGCAAAACUUUAAAAUCAGAUACUCCUGUCACACCAAGGACACUUCGAUUUCCUCCAGAAUGUUCAAGUAAUCCACCAGAAAUUUUGGAUAUUACAAAGAGCUCUGUUGCUCUUGGAUGGGCCAGACCUAAAGAGGAUGGUGGCUCCCAUAUUACUGGAUACUACAUUGAAUAUAGAGAGGUGUCCACUGAGAAGUGGGAACGCUAUGAGACCCAAAUCAGCACUACGAUGUACACACUCACUGGACUUAUCCCUGACAAAGAGUAUCAGUUCCGUGUCAUUGCUCUAAAUGAUGUUGGGGAAAGUGAGCCAGGUCCUCCAUCUGAUGCAGUUUUGUGCAAGGAUCCAUUUGAUAAGCCAAGCCAGCCAGGUGAAAUAGAUAUAGAUAUGGUGACCAAAGAUUACAUCACCAUUCGUUGGGCAAGUCCGGAAUGUGAUGGAGGAAAGGAGAUCUUGGGGUACUGGAUUGAAUACAGAAAAUCUGGAGAAAGUACCUGGAAGAAGUGCAAUAAGGAGCUUUCAAAGGAAAGAAUAUUCACUGUGGCAGACCUUAUGGAGGCAACUGAAUAUGAAUUCAGAGUAUUUGCGGAAAAUGAAACUGGAAUCAGCAGACCACGCAGAACAGCUAUGAGCAUCAAAACCAAAUUGAGUGUUGGAGGUGAACCGAGCCUCAGGAAGGAAAUGGAGGAGGCCACCGCUAAGCUGGGAGAGUCAGGCAUACUGAAAUGUCAGAUCAUUGGCAGACCUCUUCCAGAUAUCAAAUGGUAUAAAUCUGGGAAGGAGCUAACCCAGUGUCGCAAAUAUGCCAUGACCUCUGAUGGUCGCAACCAUUCAUUAACGGUUGCAACAGACCAACAAGAAGAUGAAGGCGAAUACACAUGUAAAGCCAUCAAUGAAGCAGGGGAAGUAGAAACCACUGGUAAACUGAUCUUGCAGGCACCCCCUCAGAUCCACCCUGCUUUCCCAUUGAAAGAAAAGUACUAUGCAGCAUGUGGGACCACCCUGCGUCUACAUGUUCCAUACAUUGGACGCCCAGAGCCUAAAAUCAUGUGGUUCUAUAACAGCCAGCCUCUGGAAUCUUCUGAAAAUGUUAUAAUUGAAAACACUGAGUAUUAUACUCACCUCAUCAUAAAGAAUGUUCAACGAAAGAUUAAUGCUGGAAACUACAAAGUCUGGUUCAGAAACCACUUGGGCACUGUGGAUACUGUACUCAGUGUUGAAAUCCAAGAUAAGCCAUCUGUGCCUGAAGGACCAAUUUCUCUUGAUGCUUUACUGAAGAAUUCAGUGAUCAUUAGCUGGAAGCCUCCUGCAGAUGAUGGUGGAGCAAUGAUUACAAAUUACAUUGUAGAGAAACGUGAAAAUAAGGAAGAUGAACAAUGGCACUUAGUGUCAUCCUCAAUCUCAGGAACAUCCUGCCGUGUUGCAAACCUCAUUGAAGGAGCUGAAUAUCAUUUCCGCGUUUCAGCUCAAAACCGAAAUGGUAGCAGUGUCCCACUGGAUACUCCUACUCCAUUCAUAAUUAAGACUCAAUUUGGUAAACCAGGAAUUCCCCUGAAGCCAGUUGUCUCCGGUGUGACAAAAGAUUCUUGUAUUGUGUCUUGGAAGCCACCUACAAGUGAUGGAGGUUCUAAGAUCAAAACGUAUUGCCUUGAGAAGAAAGAGAAGAAGCAAGAUCAAUGGAUUCCAGUGACUGCUGAUGAAAUCCAUCAAACAGUCUUCUCUGUAAAAGGUCUCAUUGAAGGUUCAGAGUAUGAAUUCAGAGUAAAAUGUGAAAAUUUGGCAGGAGAGAGUGAGUGGAGUGAAGCAUCUUCACCUGUUGUUGCAAAGUCUCAUGUUGAGGUAGUUGCCCCUGGCUUCAAAGAGGAGCUAAGAAACAUGAGUGUCAAAUACAAGAGCAAUGCAACCUUUGUUUGCAAGAUCACUGGACAGCCUAAACCUGUAGUCAAAUGGUUCAAACGUGGAAAAGAAAUUCAGCCUGAUGGACAUAAAAUUAAAGUGCAGGAAUUCAAAGGUGGCUAUCAUCAACUGGUCAUUUUUGCUGCUGAUGAAGAGGAUUCCACUGUGUAUCAAGUCAGAGCCACAAACCAGGGUGGUUCAAUUGCAACCUCUGUCUCUCUGGAUGUUGAAGUUCCGGCUAAGAUUAACCUGCCCAAACAUCUGCAAGACAAAGAACCUGUCCCUGCCCUCAGAGGUGAAGUGAUCAGCAUCAAGAUUCCAUUCAUUGGCAAACCAGACCCUGUAAUCACAUGGCAGAAGGGACAAGACCUAAUUGAUACCAAUGGACAAUAUCAAGUGAUUGUGACAAGAUCUUUUACUUCACUUGUAUUCACCAAUGGAGUUGAACCAAAUGAUGCUGGUUUCUACAUUGUUUGUGCUAAGAACAGAUUUGGCAUUGAUCAACAGACAAUUGAACUUGAUGUUGCAGAUGUGCCUGAUGCACCUAGAGGUCUUAAAGCCAGUGACGUGUCCCGGGAUUCUGUCAAUCUGAAUUGGUGUGCUCCAGCUAAUGAUGGUGGAAGUAAAGUCACCAACUACAUUGUGGAACAGUGUUCCACUACGGCUGAGAGAUGGGUUCGUGUUGCUCAGUCCCGUGACACGCGUUACACUGUCAUUAAUCUCUUUGGCAAGACAAGUUACCAAUUCCGUGUCAUUGCGGAAAACAAAUUUGGCCAGAGUGCACCAUCUGAACCGACUGGUCCUGUUGUUACAAAGGAAGACAAAUCUAGAGUCUUAAACUAUGAUGAGGAAGUUGAUGAAACCAGACAAAUAACAAAGGGCAAAGCUCCUCACUCAGAUGCCAAGAAUGUGCAUACCAGGUAUAUGAUUGCAGAAGAGCUAGGCCGUGGACAGUAUGGCAUUGUACACAGAUGUGUAGAAACCAGCUCCAAGAAGACAUUCAUGGCUAAAUUUGUGAAAGUGAAAGGUGCUGAUCAGGCAUUGAUGAAGAAAGAAAUUGCAACACUCAAUGUGGCUCGACAUAAGAACUUCUUGAAUCUCCAUGAGUCCUUUGACUGUCCUGAAGAAUUAGUCAUGAUUUAUGAAUUCAUCUCCGGCGUGGACAUUUUUGAACGCAUUAGCACUGGUACCUUUGUGCUCACAGAACAAGAAAUUGUUGGGUAUAUAAGACAACUAUGUGAGGCUCUUGAGUUCUUACACAGUCAAAGCUAUGGUCACUUCGACAUCAAGCCUGAAAACAUUGUAUUCACUACACGACUGAGUAGAAACAUCAAGAUCAUCGAGAUGGGCCAGGCUAGGCACCUGACACCUGGGGAAAUCAUAAAAGUUCAAUUUACUGCAGCAGAAUUCUGUGCACCUGAAAUCCAUCAGCAAGACAUGGUCAGUACUGUAACUGACAUGUGGUCAGUUGGUGUCCUUGUAUAUGUGCUUAUCAGUGGACUAAAUCCAUUCACUGCGGAAACAAAUCAGCAAAUGGUAGACAACAUCUCAAAUGCUGAUUAUAGUUUUGAUGAUGAAGCUUUCAAGGAGGUCAGUGUUGAGGCAUUAGACUUUGUGGACAGACUUCUGACUAAAGAACGUAAGCAUCGUAUGACUGCUGCCCAAGCCUUGGAACACCCUUGGCUGACAAUGAACACAGAACAGCUCAGUAACAAAGCGAUUAAGGUCUCAAGACACAAAAGAUACCACCAGACUCUGUUGAAGAAAGAAGGGAAUGUGGUUGUUUCUGCGGCUCGAAUUGCAUACGGUGGUGCAAUCAGAAGUCAGAGAGGCAUCACAUUUAACAAAGUGAAGAUUGCACCAUUUGAACAUGGUCCAAUUUCUGGUCAAAUUGGGCACAAUGUUGCUGAUGAGGGAGGGCACGUAAAAUUCAUCUGCAAUAUUGAGAACUAUGACAGUACCACAGAGGUAACUUGGUAUUGUGGAGUUAGACAACUGGAGCCAAGUGAUAGGUAUGAAAUUAGCUAUGAAGAUGGAAUAGCUACCCUGUCUAUCAAUGGAAUUAGCAGAGCAGAUGAUGGUACCUACAGAUGCAAAAUUGUUAAUGAAUAUGGUGAGGACAGUGGCUAUGCAGAGCUCUUUGUCAAAGGUGUCAGAUCAUAUCGUGACUACUUCAUGGUGCGCAAAGUGAAGAAAGCAAAGCGCAGAGUAGACACAGCAAGACUACUGCAGAGACCUCCUGAGUUUACCCUCCCACUGUUAAACCACACUUCUCACAUUGGUGAUGAUGUACGCUUUGGAGUCACUAUAACAGUGCAUCCAGAGCCACGUGUUAUAUGGUUGAAAUCAGGACAAAAAAUCACAGCAGGAGAAGAUGACAAGAAGUACACAUUUAUAAGUGACACUGGUCUCUAUCAGCUUGUGAUUCACAAUCUUGACCGCAAUGACGAUGCUGAAUAUUCUGUUGUGGCUCGAAAUAGAUUCGGUGAAGACAGCUGCAAGGCACGUCUCACUGUAAUACCUCGCCCCAUUCCUGCUGACAGCACAAUAAGGCCAAUGUUCAAGCGAUUGCUUGCAAAUGCAGAGUGCCGGGAGGGUCAGAGUGUCCGCUUUGAAAUUAGAGUGUCAGGAACACCUACCUUGAAGUGGGAAAAGGAUGGCAUGCCGUUAGCAUUUGGACCUCAGAUUGAAAUUGUCCAUGAAGGCUUGGAUUAUUACGUACUACAUGUCAAAGACACCCUUCCUGAGGAUUCUGGGACAUACAGAGUCACUGCAACAAACUCAGCUGGAUCUGCAAGCUGCCAGGCCACAUUGAAAGUUGAACGUGUCACUCAUGUCAAGAAGGAAUAUGUGAGUGAAGAAGAGAAAAGGAAGCGACUUGAACAGAAAGAACUAGACAAGAAAGUGAGAUUAGCACAAAUACUCUCUGGCACUGAAGUCACUCCACUCACUUCUCUAGCACAAGAUGCUUUGAGAGAGGCUGCUACCAUGUACAAACCCGCAGUGACAACAAAAGAUAAAGCUGAAAUUGAUAAAGAAAAAGAAAAACUAGAAAGGAAAAAGAGAGCAGAAGAAAAGAGACUUCGCAUGCCAUAUGUUGUUCCACAGCCACGUAUCCAUGGUCCUACCGCCCUUGAGGAGGACAAGGAGAUCAAAUACUUUGUGCCCUUCUCGGAUAUGAAAUGGUAUAAGAAGCUAAGGGACCAGUUUGAAAUGCCAGAACCAAUGGAAAAACCUAAACAGAAGCGUCUAAAACGCAUUCGUCUCUCCAGAUGGGAGCAGUUCUAUGUUGUGCCUCAAAGAAUCAAAGAUGAGUAUAAGCCCAAAUGGCGAAUUCCAACUGUUUCACAGGAUGAUUUAGAAACUGUAAGACCAGCUAGGCAGCGAACACCUUCCCCUGAAUCUGAAGCUUACUACAGAUUAAGACGAAGGUCCCUUGGGGAUCUCUCAGAUGAAGAGCUUCUACUUCCUGUAGAUGAAUACUUGUCAAUGAAGAGAACUGAGGAGGAAAGGCUGAAACUUGAAGAAGAACUUGCGCUUGGAUUUUCUGCUUCUCCACCUAGCCUUAGCCCUGUGCGCUUUGAAUUAUCUGCUCUGCGUCAUCCUUCACCAAGAAAAACAACAUAUAAAGAUCAUGAGGAACAGGAAGAGGUUCAAAAGUAUGACUCUUACCAUAUUCCCUCAAAAUAUGAAGCUGGACCAAGUUUUGUUGAUCUCCGACAGCGACAUGAUAAAGCCACAUACAGACCUCCAAGGCAAAAGCAAAGAGUAUAUGAAGAGAGAGAGGAUCAAGAGCUCCUUUGUCCUGUAACCACAACACAAAGACUUGCUUCCUACAAAAGUAAGCUAAAACAAAUAGAAUUUGAGGAAAAAACAAAAGUCUCAAGAAAAGAAAGGGAUGUGCAUGUUUCAUCAGUAUCCAAAGGAAUGGAAACAACUGAGUAUAUUCACACUUCAGUAUCUUCUACAUACACUCAUCAAGUGCAUUCUAAGUCUGAAAGGAUAACAGCUUCUCGUACACACCUUGCAGAGGAAGAACCACCAAAAAUGAUAUCACCUACCCCUGAGAGAGCUCGUCCAUCCUCCCCAAGUACACUGACCACUGAGAGUUCAUCCUCAAUCCAUGAGAGGUCUGCAAGAGUUGACAUUAUGUCAAGAUAUGAAGCAAAAAAAGCAGCUCUUAAAUCUGAAAGAAAGUAUGAGGUUGUGACUCAGCAGCCCUUUAGCCUUGACCAUGCUCCACGAAUAACUGUGAGAAUGCACUCUCACCGUGUUCCAUGUGGUCAGAAUACUAAAUUCACACUUAAUGUCCAGUCUAAGCCAUAUGCUGAAAUCAAAUGGUACCAUAAUGGACAACAAAUUCAGGAGAGCAGUAAAUUCCAUUUUACUAACCUCAGUGGAGUUCUGUCUCUCCAGAUUUUUGACUGCCAGGUAGAGGAUAGUGGUACAUACCGUGUUGUCUGCACAAACUCCAAGGGCGAAGCAUCUGAUUAUAGCACUCUGGAUGUUUCGGAGGGAGAAUAUUCCUCAUAUUCUUCUCAACGUAAAGAUGAGGAGCCUCCCACACCUUUUUUUCCUGAAAUGACAAAGACUGAGUUUUAUCAUGUGUCCAGCUUCAAGACAGCUUCCUCAGCUGAAACACACCUAGAGGUUAAAAAAACUAAAUCAAAGCUGACUGAAACACAUGAAACUGCUGUUUAUGAAGAACAUGCCUCAUCUGAGAUGAAGACUAAAGCUUUAGAAGCUAAAAAAGUAAAGGAAGUAACAGUACAUGAGGAAGUUAAGACUACUCUGCCAGCCAGAAUACUUACAAAGCCACAAUCUCUCACAGUAUCAGAAGGAGAAUCUGCCAGGUUUGCAUGUGAUGUUGAUGGCGAACCAGCACCUAGUGUUACUUGGAUGCGUGAAGGACAAGAAGUUGUUUCUUCUCAUCGACACUUGGUGACUACAACUCAAUACAAGUCCACAUUUGAAAUUUCCUCAGUUCAGUCGACAGAUGAAGGUGUCUAUACAGUGGUCGUGCAGAACUCUGAGGGCAUGCAAGAGGCACAGUUCAGCUUAACAAUUCGCAGAAUUGUACAUGAAGAAAAGGUUAUUGCAUCACCUCCAAAAGUAAAGUCUCCAGAGCCCAGAGUGAAAUCUCCAGAGGUCACAGGAUCUAAAUCCCCAGAACCUCGAGUCAAGUCACCUGAGGGAAUGAAAUCUCCCCGGAAACUUAAGUCUCCUGAGCCAGCUACCUCACCCCCAAGAGGUAAAUCUCUUGAACCCAGAGUGAAAUCACCAGAAUUCACAGGAACUAAUUCCUCAGAAACUCAUAUCAAGUCACCUGAGGGAAUCAAGUCUCCCUUGGCAAUCAAGUCUCCUGAGCCAUUUGGCUCACCCCAAAAGGUUAAAUCUCCUGAGAUGAAGUCUCCAGAGCCCACAAGUCCAAAGUCCCCAGAACCUCCUAUCAAGUCACCUGAGGGAAUCAAGUCUCCCCCAAGAGUUAGGUCUCCUGAGCCAUUUGGCUCACCCCAAAGGGUUAAAUCUCCUGAGGUGAAGUCUCCAGAGCCCAGAAUAAAAUCUCCUGAGUUCACAGGUCCAAAGUCCCCAGGACCCCGUAUCAAGUCACCUGAGGGAAUCAAGUCUCCCCUGAGAGUUAGGUCUCCUGAGCCGCUUGGCUCACCCCAAAGGGUUAAAUCUCCCGAAAUGAAGUCUCCAGAGCCCAGAAUAAAAUCUCCUGAGUUCACAGGUCCGAAGUCCCCAGAACCCCGUAUCAAGUCACCUGAGGGAAUCAAAUCUCCCCUGAGAGUUAGGUCUCCUGAGCCUCUUGGCUCACCCCAGAGGGUUAAAUCUCCAGAGAUGAAGUCCAGAGUAAAAUCUCCUGAAUUGACAGGAACCAAGUCCCCAGAACCAACACAGAGAAACACCAGCCCAUCUGCAAGGAAGCCCAUCUUCUCAUCUGCUUUAAAGGAUGUCACAAUGUCUUCAGAUUCUAUUGUCAAGCUGGCAGUUAAAGUAACUGGAGAUCCUGCACCGACAUUAACUUGGAUGAAAGAUGGAAAGGCCCUCUCUCAAGGUGGAAGAUAUGAAAUUUAUGAAGAGCAUGGAUUAGCACAUUUGGAAAUAUAUGAAUCUGAAGUUUCUGACAGUGGAGUUUACAAAUGUACAGCAACAAAUUCUGCUGGAUCCUCUUCUACAAACUGUAUUGUCAAGGUUCAAGCAGCUGCAAAAACCAUGCUACUUCAAGAUGAAACUUGGGGAGAGGCUGUGUUAGCUAAAACAGAAGCAACUUGUGUCAGUCAACAUGAGGAGGGGAUCAUCAUAUGUGAAGGCAAAACUGAACAUGCCAAGCAUUCACAAGCACCUUCAUUCCUUGUGCAACCAAAGUCUCAAAUUGUCAAUGAAGGACAAAGUGUGAUUUUCAUAUGUGAAAUCACAGGAGAACCAUUAUCAGAAAUUGAGUGGCUUAAGGACAAUAUUGUGGUGUUAUCAACAUCUAAUGUGAAACUGAACUGUUCUGAAAAUGUGCACACAUUGGAGAUAUGCAAAGCCUCUGUUGUGGACAGUGGGAAAUAUACAAUAAGAGCAAAAAAUCCUUUUGGACAGUGCACAUCUACAUCAUCUUUAAAUGUUCUUGCUCUGGUGGAAGAACCUGCCAAAAUGGUUGUUAUGGAGAAAACUACAGUCGCUUCAGGCAUGAAUCAAAGUUUCUCUGCCAGUAAAAUGCACAUGGCUUCUGCUGUACAUGAAGCCUCAUUCAGCAGCUCCAGCAUGGCUGAAGUUAAAUUUGCAAGCAUGUCUGCAAGUAGCAUGUCCGCUGAAUCAAUGUUCACCAUGAGCUCCAGCAGUAUGAUGGAAAAAUCAAGUCAUUCACAAAUAAAGGAGUCUUCUAUGACUGCCAUAACACAUAUUGAAGGAGCACGGCCAAAAAUUGAAGCUCUCCCAGAAGACAUCAGCAUUGAGAAAGGAAAGGUUCUUACAGUAGCCUGUGCUUUCUCUGGGGAACCAAAACCAGAGAUUGAGUGGACACACUCAGGGAGGAAGCUGCCUGGUGAAGGGGGAAGUGAUCGGUUCCACAUUGAGACCACCGAGGACCUCACAACCCUUGUCAUCACCAGUGUGAAAGAAAAUGAUGCUGGAGUCUAUACCCUCAAACUGUCCAAUGAACUGGGAUCAGACACUGCGACUGUCAACAUCAGCAUUAAGUCAAUAUAGAAUAUAAUGUCUACCCUUCCCUUUUCCCUCAUUCAGUGCCAUUGUAUUUGUUAAAUAAGCAAAAAUACUCUUUACUUGAUAGAGACAUGGAUUUAUGUUCUUGUAAAUAUGAACUUUUUUUUUUUUUUUUACCAAAAAUUGACGUUAAUUUAUGCCAAACUAGACUAAAGUCUAAAGCAAUGAAAAUAUGCCAUAUUGGAUAAUUAUAACUAGGAUUUUUCUCUGACAUGUACAUAAUGUAUAUAGCCGAAUUUACCGGUUAUGGAAACUGUAUGCAUUGUUAUUUAAGACAAUAUUAACUGAAACAAAUGGAACUAAAUGUUUAUCAGGAGAAAGUUUCACAUGAAACGAAUACCCUGAAAAACCUGAAACAAAACUAUGUGCCUCAACAAUAAGUUGAAGUCUUAAGAUUGCCUCAACAGGUAGAGAGGCUCCCUGUUGAAGUUUUACAGAAUCCGAGACAAUGUUAUGCACAGUAUGUCUGUGCAAUAAUAUAACUAUACUCAUAUGAAUUGUAACAAGACCAUAAGACCUUGAGUGCAGUUUGCAGUUACCCUCAUGUAAGAUGCACAACUAGGUCUUGUGUUCAGACUGACUAUGUCAUAUCACCAAUUUAAUGACAUGCUCAAAGUGCGAGCGGCCUGCACUUUUUGCAUAAAAAUAUAAUGUGCUCUUUUUCUGGCAAAAGACUGCUUGAAUUGGUUUUCAAAAGUAACAUCACCUGGCCAUUUUCCUUGUGGAAGGAAAGUCAUUCAAGUACUCCUUUGCAGAAGUAGUGCCACCUCUUGGAGGAUUACUAGGUUAUAUUUUGUGUGUGUGCGAGUGUGUUUUUGUGUAUGUUAGCUUUAGAAAUUCACUUUGUCAGUAGUCAGGGCAAUCAUCAAGCAAGUGUACCACAGCGACACCACCUGCUGUGCUAAAAGAAAACAAAUGCAUUAAUUAUAUGUCCUGCACUUUGAUUUAACAUAAUUUAUGUAGCAAUACCUAUAUAUUCAACCUCCUUGUGUUGAUGAAUUACUGAUUUAAUAAAGCAUGGUUUUAGCA